GAUCUUUUAUUUUUUGAACGUCGGAAGCGAAGCUUUUGAUAUGUGUGUUUGUGCGCGUGUGGAGCAACCAAACGCCGCCGCAGAAAGUAGUAAACAGGGGGAGGGGAGAGAGACCACGCGGUCCGGGCUCCGCGCCCAUCCAACCUCCCAGUCUUAAAAACUUGUCCUGGACAGCCAAAGCCAACUUCGCUUCUCCCUCCUUUGUGUGUUAUGCGAGCUUAAAACCUGCAGCUAUCUAAUUGAGGCGUUGGGAUUCCUCACGUGAGAAGUUGAUUUGUAGUUUGAACACGUGGCUCAUUCAAAAAGCCGGAAUAUUCAAGUGAUUUCUCUCUCUCUCUUUCUCUCUCUCUCCUCCCCUCUCCUCCUCCCACUCUGUUUUUUUUUUCCCCCUUCCCUUCCUCCCUUUUUGGGAGGGGCGGUGCCUACAUUCACGUAUUGUAACAUUUUCAUACUCCGCCUGCUGCUGCCAAAGGGGCUUGGGGGCAAGACAAAAAAAGUAGUUUCUCUGCCCCCCAUCUCUCCUCCCUUUCCUAUCUUUUCUUUUUUUAAACCGCCAUCCUAGUUCCAAAAGCGUCGUGAUUUCCACUAUCGGUUCGGAUAACGUUGUGAACCUUCAGUAUUCGGAUUUGGUCACGGGCUUCUUUCCUUUUCCUUUUUUUUUUAAACUGGUGUGUGUGUGUGAGAGAGAGAGAGGGAGUGAAAGAGGGAGAGAGAGGGGUGGGUGGGGGACGGACGGAUACAAGCUGCAGUUGUGUGUUUGUGUGUUUUUAAAGCCCCUUGGCAUUUUUAUUUUACUCCCUGGAUCGUUUGAGGGGGCGUUUAUAUAUAUUUUUUGCAUUAUUGUUACAAGACGGCGCGUGGUGGUGGCGUCGUCGCCGUCGUCGUGGUUUUUUUUAUUUUUACAAAAACAUUACUAUUAAGCAGAGCUCUAUUUUUUUAAUUAAAACGAGAAGAUGAACAAGCUGUACAUCGGGAACCUGGGCGAAAACGUAAGCCCUCUGGAGCUAGAAAGUCUCUUUAAAGAGUCCAAGAUCCCUUUCACCGGCCAGUUUCUCGUGAAGACGGGAUACGCGUUCGUGGACUGCCCCGAUGAGAACUGGGCUAUGAAGGCCAUCGAGGCACUUUCAGGUGGGUCCUUCUCCUCCUCCUCCUCCUCCUCUUCCACCGGCGUCUCCGCUUUUGGUCCCCAUUAUCCAUCCUCCUUUCUUCCUGGGCGCCAUCCUGCCCCUUCUCCUGCUCAGACCCCGAGCUAUUACUCCUACCCACCCACCCACCCCUGGAGGGCCACUCGGCUGCCCGCAACGCUUUCAAUCGAAAUGACCGGCCGCGCAAGGAUGCCCCGGUUUGUAGCCGAGGGCAGUUGCUCGGCCAGGCGUCGCCGCGCUGGGUUGAACUGAAUUUAUUUCGGAGGGCUUCGGCGGCGUUAUAAUCUGGGGCCUUGAACGAGGGGGGGGGGGUGAGGCUAAGGCUGCUGGUGCUGCUGGGCCGGCCUUCUGCUCUCCUCUUCUCCCCCACCCACCCCCAUUUGCAACUCUUAGACGCGCAAACUGUUGGCUUUAAGAAAACCUCGCCCCCCUCACCCCCUCCCCUAAUGGGGAGCGGGAAUGGGGAGCGCGCAAGGCCGCUGCGCUUGGAAGAGCUUCUUUCCCCACAUUCCUAGCAUGAGUAUAUAAUCUUAAAAAAAUAUUGGCGGAGAGGUGUGCGCGCGCGAGGUGAAAAGAGAGCUGCGUUUGCGGGAGGAGGAGGGGGUGGGGAGCGAGGCGCGCAAAAAACAUCGCCCCUUCCGCGCGCGCGGGCGGGCACGCUCCCGUUCGCUCGCCUCAGACGCAUGCCAGGGCCCAGCCAGCAACCGCCAGUCUCCCCCCCCCCACACUUGCGAGGGGUUUCUCCGUUCGCCACAAGAGCACCUCACACGCGCGCACGCGAAAACCCUCGGCCUCCCCGCGCUCUGGCGGGAGAUGCCGGAGGGCAGGUGGCGGGGGAGAAAAGUGAGGGGGGUGCCCCCCCACAGACACCCCGCCAAGGGCAAACGCCCUCGGUCCGCGGCGCAAAGUCGCGCCAGCCUCCCUCUCAAUUCGGUGCCCUCGCUCGGCUCCCUCUGAGCGAGGGCGCGCAAUCUCCCGGCUUGCUCAAAGCCUUGGCGUGUUAACACGAGACGCCAAACUUUGGACGUGUAAACGGAAAGGCCCCCUGUUUUCCCGCUCCCCACGGCGCGCUUGGGAGAAGUCGAGGCCUGGAGGCCCGGCUAGGGUGCGUGCGCGCGCCUGCACCUUGGGGGUCAUUUAUUUCGCUUUCGCUUUGGGCUCUCGCGCCCCGAGUAAAGCAUGUCAGUUUUUCUUAGCUUCUCUUCUACAUCCUGUUUUUGUGUGUGUGCGCGCGCGAAAGGCAGCUUGGCGGGCUGAACGAGGGAGGGUUGUUUGGUUGGUUGGGCGGGCUUGUUUGGGUCUUGGUUUUUGCUCUACUCCGCUCCCUGGGGGACGAUGGGGGGGCGACUUUGGCCCAGCGGGUCGUGGUAGGAGGGGGCUUAUGAAAAGAGCUUAAACGGGUGCAUUUCCAGGGAAAAACGCGUGGGGAGCACACUCCUUUUUCACCCAAACCACCAGUUCCUGUUUCCUCGUGACGAGUUCUUAGAGGCCUGUUAAUCUCAUCAGGGGAGGCGUACAUAUAUGCAUGUGUGUGUGUGUAUGUACAACUGAGUUUUAACGUAUCACGCUGGAGGAUAGCAGAGGUUAAAAGAGAAUAACUUCCUGCUUGAGAGUUGCCCUGAAUACAUUUUCAACCAUUUCUCUCGGAACUGGCUCUACUGUACGCCAGGUUCUUGGCGUGUGGCUAUUUAUCAUUCCCACCAUGCUUCAGUUGCUGCCCUGUAACUUUUGGUGAGCAAACUCUAUAACAUGUUGCAUUUGUGUUUCCUUUGCUGUUUUACAUCAUCAUAAAUUCAUAUCGGGAGUAGGGGUGGGAGAGCACCCAAUUAAUUCUAAAACCACUUGUAUUACUGUUUGUAGGUAAAGUUGAACUGCAUGGUAAACUCAUAGAGGUUGAACAUUCAGUUCCCAAAAGACAAAGGUACGUAAUGAAUUUAUUUUCUUUUAUCCCCCCCCCUUUGCGAAUGGAAAUCUUCAUCAAUCAGAAGAAACUGGAAGCAAGUUGAUCUGAUGUUUAGCAGCCUAAACAUCAAUUAUUACUUUGUGAUAUUAAAUCACUCAUUAAUUUGUGAUAUUCAGUAAUGUUGUUCUUAUAUUAAUGAUGAAUGCUGUCAGGUACCUGUGGCUUUAAAAGAAAGUUGAACAGUCAUAGAUGGUCAAGAGUAAAACAUUUGAACAAUUUCAUAUUGUAAUUAGGAAGUAGUGGAGCAUUAAGAAUCAGUGUGUUGAACCAUGAAAUAGACAAACUACAAACAUCUUGCCCAUCUCGUGUUUUUGUUGAAGUUUGUAUAAUAUUUAUGUAGAGAAAGUUUUAUUUGAGUCUGUAACCCCACUUAUGUUGGAGUAAGCCCCAUUGAGUAGACAUGAUUAAGAUUGCACUGCAAGCUGACGUAUUUCUUUAUCACCAAAUAUUUCUGUAUGGCAAUAUGGGAGCCUUUUUUUUUUAAUGCAAGGUACAGUUGAUACAUAGUUAACUUUUUCUGUUUUUUGUGAAAAGAAUACUUUACACUGAGUAAUACAGCUUCUGUGGGCCAGGUAGAUACAAAGGUUGCUUGAAUCUAAAUCAAAAACUUUCCUGGAGUAGUUAAAUCUGCUUUCAUAAAUGCAUAGAUUAUGAAGCAAUCUUUAUCGUGCUGGUAUCUCACAUUUAACAGAUGCUUCUUCAAAAUCGUAUUCUGUACCUAGGCAAGAAUACAGUCCAGAUGAAAAAGCUUUUCUUAAAGAGACAGGCAUUUUUAGGCCUCUAAAAUACUUGUUUGGAAGUGUUAGCUGCUGAUUGUUAUCUUUUACUUUGUGGAAUUAAAAUAUGCAAGGCUUAUUGAACGUUGUAUGAAAAUUUACGUUGGAACCAGAAGAGAUUUGUGGACAAAUACAAUUAGGAAGCAACCUCUGUUAAUGUAUUAAGGCAUAUUGUAUCUAUUGGCAUGCAUUCUGGUAUGCUUAAUACUUGUUUGGUUUACACACUCUGUCUGCAUUGAAAAUGGAGUAAUUCAACUUUACUAGUAAUAUCUGUUUACUUAAAGGAUCAAUUCUUUUGUGUACCCAAGCCAUUUUAUAAGUAUUUUCAGUAUAGUAUAAUGUAAGGUAGUAAAGUAAUGGUUGUAUGUGUAAAUGGAAAUCUUACUGUACUCCAGAAAUACUUGUAAUAGUAAAUUUUAAUUAUGUUGUCUUGUUGUUGUGGUGUAGUAAUGAAAAUGUGAUUUAAAAAUAUUCACUUCCUGAUUCUUACUUUUUUCUUCCUUUCCUCCUUUUUGGUGUGCAGUUAAAAAUGAUGUGCAUUAAUGCUACAAGUAGCUUUGAAGAAACAUGUGAAAAUUUGUUUAAAGUAAUUUUGUGAUGCACAAAAUUUUCUUUUUUAAGAUUUUUGCUAUAUUUUCAUCCUUAAUAGGAUUUUAUAUAAUGGAGAUACAAAUCUUUAAUGAAAUAUACAGACACAUGUGCUUUGUGGACUUAAGCAUCUUUGAUAUGGAACCUAAUUUAAAACAUAGGCUGCAAUUCUAGUUAUGUUUUGGAAUAAUUCCCAUUGAACUCAGUGAGACUUGCUUCAUACUGAAUCAUGCAUUGGACUGUAAAGUAUAAUCUCUGUGUUUGUGUUUUAUAGCCAACAUUUCAAAAGUGUGCCAUUCUUCCGCUUUGUAUCUAAGGAAUGGACUUUCUGUGCCAUGGAGCUAUCUUGUGUAGUGUACAGAUAAAUAACUGUCGUAAUGUCCUACCAAAAAAAGAUGAAGAAAUAAUGUUAUUUACAGAUGUUUCUCUGAGUUCAUGUAAGACUUCCAGAUCAAUUGAUCUGUACAUCAUAAGAUGUAUCUAGGAAUUUGCUGUUUUGGAACCCUAGGUUAAAUUACUUCUUCACCCUUUCAUUUCUUAAACUCUCUUCCUCCCUCCCUUUUUCAUUUUAAACAGAGGGUGCAUGCAGUUAUUACCAGUGGGUCAGGGACUUUUGGUUGGAUAAAUGCUUCAGUUAGAAUUAAGAAGUAGUUUGAUACAGAAUAUGGUGGAGUCCCAUAAAAUAUAUUUAUUUAAAUGUAUUAAUAUUUUUCAAAAAGUUCAAAGCAGUGCACAGUAGUAUAUUAAUCUUUAUCAUUGAGCACUGCUGAUACGAAUGUUCUCAUCUGUCUGGUUAUAGAUCUACUUCUAUAGAAUAUAUAGUUCAUGCUGUGUAGUUAUAGAUAUUCUCCCUUCAUUCAUUUUGGUGAAAUUGUGCACUAGGGGUAGACACGGGAAUAUUGUUAAUCCAUAUCCUCUCAUAAUAGUGUCAGGAGCUCUUACAAAACUAAAUUAAAUUUGAAAGGCCAGUCUCUGUAAAGCUAGCCUGGUUUGUUAUUUAAAGGGAGUUUUAAGGCUCAGCAGUUGCAUUCCAGCAGUUUGGACUUUUAGAUUGAAAGAGGACACACCCACACUCGCAAAAGCAACCUUUAUACCUGCUGUGAAAGGCUGUUUAGGACUGUGGUGUUCUAGAAUGGUCGUUGAGACAGGCAAAUAGGCUAUAUUGUGAUUGAGUUGGGGUAGAGGGAAUGGUCUAGAUUUUAGUUGAGAGCAGAGAGAGAGAGGGAGAGCUGUUGGUAAUAUGGCUCUAGCCAGAAGCUGAUUUUUGUCUUACUAUGGAAACCUCAAGGGAAUAUGAAAGGAAUGUAAAAUUUUUGCAUUCAUAACCUCGUGGAUCAUAGAAAACCUCCAGAUACUUGAGGGAAGCUUGGAUCACUUCAUUCAAAACUUGGAAACGGCAUUGUAACAAUGUGGGCUGCUAGUCACAUGUUAUAAAAAGAAUGUGGAGUAUUCUUAGCUGUGAUCAUCAGCUACCACAAAUGUUUGGGAAACAAUUAUGCAAAACAAGAUAGUACAUGUAUAUUGGAAAACUUUUGUACAAGCCCUUUAGAUACUCCCUAGCUUGCCACAAGAGCAGCUGUUAUCUUGGUGGGGCAAUAUACAUACUGGAAACUGAUUAUUCAAAUAGCACUGAUGUCAUUUGUUGUGUGAUGGAUGGUUUAGCUUGGUAGGGAGGUGGGUGGGGAUCUGAUACUGGCCAGCUGGGGGCUGCAUAUUGAGUCAGUACUUGAUAAGCUUGAGUCUUGUUAAAUCCUUGUAGAUUUCGUAUUUCUGACAUUUAUGCACUAAAACUAGAAUCCGUAUUAUAGUACUGUUUCUGCUUCAAGGUUGGAUGCCAACCCAUUUUUGUAUCACUUUUGUUUUCCCCUGUGGGUUUCAAAACAAAAUUUCAUGUUUCCCUAACCACAUGGGAGUGAUGGUUUGGUUUUCAGAAACUGAACCACAACAUAAGGUUGGGCUGUGUUGUAAUCAGGAUUUCUCUUAUUCAUUGUGAAUACCGUGCCAAGUGCAAUACAGAAUUUAUGGAAUCAGCAAAUUUUAAAAGCAAAAACAGCUUAGCCUUUGGAUAAUUUGGUGCUGAAAGUAUUUAGGCAAGGAAGAAGGCUGAGGAUCCAGUGAUGAUUUGGGGUGAGGUGGGAGCUCAGGUAGCUAUUACAGUUAUUACAUUGAGCAGAUGUUGUGCUCUAUGUUCCUCUUCGUGUCUUCCAUGCAGCAACACAUUAUUUGCUUCUUGUGCUUCAUUCUACAUCUGCCUUCCUAUCCUAUACAAAACUGGUCUUUGCAAAGCAUAUCAAGUUUUGUUUAGAGUCACUUCAAGCCAGCAGGUUACAAAAUUCAGCUUUAUAGUUUCCAAAUAUUUGUUUAUCAAAACAUGUGUAUCCUUCCCUUUUGGUGGGCUAACAAAAUUUUAAAAAAUAUAAAAAGAACAAUAUAAAACAUAACAGUUUAAAAACAAACAUAAAAAUAUUAUCUGCCACAUAUACCAAAAGCCUGUCAGAAUAAAACAGUUUGUUUCUACAUUAGUUAUUUAAAAAAUUAUGUGAAUACCUCAAAGAUCUGUUAAAAUGGCAUGUCCUAAAAUGGGAUGGGGAAUUUAUGACCCUCCAAAUGUUGUUGGACUCCCAGCAACCCAGCCCCCACAUGGUUAGUGAUCGGGAAUGAUGGGAGCUGUAGUACAUCAUCAUCAUCUGGAUAGCCACAGGACUCUUGCCCCUGGUCUGGAGAAAGUACAAAUCUUUUAUAAAGUGUAAUUUACAGUUUGCAGUCCUUCAUAUCAAAGAAAAAAAACCUUUAAUGUCUGUGGCAGCAUGAUAAUCUUACUGUAUUUUGGGCAGAGUUCUAAGUAACGUUCAAUAUAAAUUAUACUAAACAUCCAUAGAAAGUAUAUGGCUAUUUGGACCUUUUUAAAUGUAGGAAACUGAAACUCUUCUGACAGUUCUUGUUAAUUUCUGUGUGAUACAAAGUAAUUUGUAAUUUCAGUGUGAUACAAAGACUGACCCUUCCAAAAUGGAAUGUAAGGUAUGGUGCUGCUGGAAAAUGUCUUUUCAUCAAUAUGUUUUCAUGUUAGUAGAUAAGCUUGAGGAUGCUUCAGUAAGUCAGUAUGACUAAAAGAAUAACCAUGGGGAACCACAUCUAACACCUUAUACUGAAGCAGGAUUGUCCAUUUCUAAACCAUCCCAAUACAUAGAUUUGGUUAGUAACACACAGUUAGCAUUUAAAUUUGUUUCCUUCCAAUGUAAGCCUUUUGUAUAUUAGUUUAGGAAAUAACACUUCUGACCCUUGUUGCUCUUAUUAAUUGGUAUCCCAUUCGCACUUUUUCCUGAUCAACAAAGCAACCCUAAGUUUGUAUUCAUAUAAUGUGAAUCUGCCCCUGGCUCCAUUGAAUGGAAGGGCAGGGUAUAAAUUUUAUAAAUUCAGAUAAAUAAAUCUGUCCUCUUACUUGCCGUUGCUAUUCUUCUAAAAAUAGUGUUUGUAAAACCCAAAUCCAGACUUGAUUACAUGUCUGAGUUAGAAUAGGAUGCUUUCUCUGAGUAGUAGAAAAUGCAAUUAUAUUUUGUUCAGAAUGAAUGAUAUUAUUUCAAUAAUUCCUUAAAGAACUGAAAUGUGGCAUUGCUGAACUAUUUGACUGCGCUUUGCAAGUUAUAAUUCAGGAGGUGAUCAGUGCCUUUCUCCCUUUAAAGCCAUCAGAAACGGAGGGUGCAAGGAUGUGCAGCUGCUAACUCUUGCAGCUUCUUUUCUACUUUGUGGCUAUAAAGUCAGAUGGUAGGGGAGGGAGUGACGCAGUCUUUGGUUGUAUAUGUUGCUGUACUAGGCUUCCUUGCUAGGAAUAAAUGCCGGCAUGCUGUGGCUGCCCACGAACUGGGCACACUCUGUUCCUGCCAGGUCUGAGGGAGACAGCACAGACAUGGCAGCCACUGUGUAAUGCUGUAUUUCACCAGCUGGAUUAACACAGAUGAACAUUCUACAACAUAUUCUGAGGGGGCCCUCAGGCCCUAUAGUUAAUACUUGUAGAUAAUUAUUACUUAAAUUUAUUUGUUAAAAUAGCUUUUCCCCAAAAAAGUUUUCCAAAUUGGUUUAUGUAACAAAAUGCACAGGCGCCAAACAACAAAAUUAUAUAAAUAACAGUAUAAAAACAGACGCAGGGGAUAAAAUUGUUACAAAAGCCUUAUGGAAGAAGUGUGCCUUUUCUUUUUUGAUUGGGGAGAAAGGGUCUAAUUAGGUUGUGAUUACUUGGAAAUCAGAUCUCAGGGGCAUUGUAGAUAGAAGGCUGAGUAAAAUAAGCGGUACAGUGUGGUGUGGCAGUGAAAAAUUGCAAAUUAACUUGUUAGGAAUUGCUGGGUAAGGAGUUGAAGCUUUUAAGUACCUGUGACAAAACGUUAUUGAAGGGGAGAAGAAGGUCAAGGCAAAGAGGAUGAAAUUGCUUUCGUCCUUUUACCAUCCCAUUUUCCCACAUUGCCCUGCUCAACAGAUAGCUCAGGUUCUCCUCUGGUUGAGCAAAUGAGUCAGAGUAGUGGCCUUUCAGUCCCUACAAUGCCUUUGUUGGCUGAAUGUUGUAUAUGUGAGCUCUCUCACUCCUGACUAAGCCUCAAAGUCAUCUUAGGGGUUUGUCUUGGAAAUGAACAUAGCAAAGCAUGCUGCCGAUCUCAAAACACUCAAAACAGUGGCAUAGUUAAUGAAGGGGAAGAUCUGUUCUCAUUCCGUUUCCCCUCUGGCAACCUCCCUAUUAAACCCAACUCCAAGGGAAGCAAAUUUUGUGAUGUGUCACUUCCUGAAGCCAGCACACCUCCCCAACAUCUUUACAUUUUGAGAUGGAAUGGUCCCUCGCGACUUUAAAGAUAUUCUUUGGCACCUUAGGAGGUGCCCAUUUCAUGGGGCCAAUUUCAUUUUACCUUGUGAGAUUCCUGAAGUUGAAGAAUAGGUUCACUCUGGUCAUUUAAAGGAGUCUGUAUGUGGUGAGGUGAUAGGUUUGAUGAGGUGCAUAUUCUCCAAGGCUGCAUCUCUCUUUUGCCUCAGACACGAAGACCUGCCAGUCUCAGCUUCUCUUCAGCCUUGAUUCCAUAGCCUUUGAUUUCCACAGCUCUUUGGGUACGCUAAUGUGCAGGAACAGGAGCAAUCUGCUGCCCUGUAUGUAACAUGCCAUUUCAGUAGUAUAGGAUGUGAUGGUUGAACCUAGAAUUGCGUGUGUGAUUCAGUUUCUCCCCAACCAAAAAAGGAAGACCUGGGAAAAGUAUAAUAAACAAAAUUACAAAUGCUUCCCAGGCAAAGGAAGCUUAAUUAAUGCUACCUGUACCUCUUGGGUGCUGAGUUGAAUAAUAUCCAGAAGAAUCUUACUUUUGAUCAGCGUUACAUUUAGUUAUAUACUCAUCCUCCAUGUUGAUUGUUGUAAUGUGGUGAACAGAGUCUACGGUAUUUGUCCUCCUGUUUUUUAAAAAGUAAAUCAGAAUGCUCCAAAGCAAAAGUUGAUACCUGAGUGUGGCUUCUCUAGAUAUUGUGGACCUACUUCAGGAUUUCCGAUAUUUACUUCUAACUUGGAUUACAAUCAUUUAAAUGGAACCCAAAGGUUCAGGUUGCUACAAGUAAAAAGUAAAGUGCUUGCAGAACAGGUAUCACUAGUUGACUGAACUGGCUGUUUUCUUUAGAAGAUACAGUUGUACCUUGGAAGUUGAACGAAAUCUGUUCUGGAAGUCUGUUCGACUUCCAAAACAUUUGAAAACCAAAUCACGGCUUCUGAUUGGCUGCAGGAAGCUCCUGCAGCAAAUCAGAAGAUCCGUCGGAUAUUCGACUUCCAAAAAUAGUUUGCAAACCAGAACAGGCACUUCCAGAUUUGCGACGUUUGGGAGCCAAAACGUUCGGGAACUAAGCUGUUCGAAAACCAAGAUACGACUAUUCUUCGUUUAUUUAAUCGAUACAUUGACUACUUUGAAUGUGUACUGACUCUUGGACCUAUGCACGUCUCUCUUUAAUGGAGAAGUAACAAGUACCAAAGUUGCUUUAGUCAAAUGUCUGCAUUAAUUAGCUCAUCAUGUACAGUUUGCAUAUUGAGAGUAGUCUGCCAAAGUGAUUAGUCCCUGUUUGUCUGUGAAUGGCAAUGGACACAUUUUCCUAUAUCUAUUAGAAAAAGAAAUAAAAUAAACCACAGGCGCAAAGGCUAUUUUGGUGAUUAAUAUUUCUGCGCUGGCUGAGUAAGCUAACAUUGUCUCAGUGGGAUGGUUCAUUUGAGAUUCCUAAUGUGAAGUUUUUGGAAAUGCAAGUGCUAAACCUUAUUGGAACUGGACAGAUGUUCUUCAGUACUUUGAGGUCUAAUCAGCACAAAGGAACAUGGGACGCUCCAUGUGAACAUUUUCUAAGUAUUAUACCUGUGCAUUUACUUUUUGCUUGAACACUUCAUCAAGAAUUCCUCUUUAAAGAGAGUCUGGAGAGCCUGUGUUAGUGAAUGCUUUUGAUUAUUACUCCUUGUCCAUGUAAUUUGUUUCUCUCCUUGGUCAAAUGAAACGUGCUUCAUUUAAUCCUGAAUAAGGUGUUCCUCUUUCUCUGGCUGUGUGCAGACACAGGGGACUCUCAGAGAAAUAAUGAUUUGCUGCUUGUAGUUUGUGCUCUUACUCUGUCGGUGCACUUUGAGUUUUAUCAUCCUUCGGUAGUACACAAUUAUCAAAUGUAGAUGAUUCUAUAAACAGUCAUUCUAUAAAUAGGCAGGAGUAGAAGAAAGUCACAAAAAAGCUAGUUUAAAUUGUGUAGAGAAAAUUUACAAUAUGUUUUGAGAGAAGCUUUCUAAUGUUCCUUUUAUAAGCCAUACAAAUGUUAUUAUUUUCCUGCACCUUUUAAAUACGUGAAAGUUUAAAAUACUUACGUUAGAGCCCUUUAAUUCUAGAAAUCUAAAAGAUGAGUCUGUUAAUGGAGCUCAGUUCUUGCCUAUCAGAUGUGUCUGAAAUGGCAUUUACUUUACAUAAGGAAUAUUUUGAAAUGUUUAGUUUAUAUAGAAGAUGUCAUUAAUUUUGGCUUAGAUGUAGCAUAUUCAUGUCUUGCUUCACACAUGAAAGCACUUAUCUAUAUGUAAAAAUUUCAGGGAAACUACAAAAUUUAUCUAAACGUGUGAUUUAAUAUUCUUGUUUUUACACUGUGUGUAUGCCUGCCAGGCAUAAGUGUGUAUCUUUGAGUAUCUGUGUGUGGUUAUUUUUUUAUUUGCUUGGAAAAAUGUAUUAACUGCUUAAUCAAAUAGCUUUCUAAAUGAUGUACAUAAUAAAAUUGUAGAUAAAACACAGUUAAAAUCCACAAACUGUUUUCAAAUAUAUAUACAUAAUUAUAAAAAAGAUAAAAUCAGUUAAAUUAAAAAAAUUAAUAUACUAACUAAAUCAUGUGCUUGGAUAGGCUUGCUGCAACUAAAAAUUUUUUGGCAGGUGUGUAAUGCAAUGUAGUGAGGGCAUCUUCCUAGUUCUAUCCUGUGAACACACAAAUGCCUUUGAACUGGGAUUCGGUAAAGUGAAUUGCUCCUCACUUUUUUUGAGAUGCGUGAGAUUAAAAACCUCAUCAGUGCAUGCUGGUUUAAUUGCUUGUGGAUGUGCCUAGAACCUUUCUAUCCUGGAAGCAGCGUAGAGCUUGUCUACGCUGGAAGUAGAAGUGUAUUGUCUCAUGGAUAAGAAUUUUUAGCAAGCUUUUUAAAAUUACAAGGUUGAGUACUGUUAAGAACAAAUCUGCAAAAUGGCUUUUUGUUGACUGUAUGCCCUUUUUCUUGAUCAAAUCUUUUGGAAACUGUCUAAGGAGCUUUUUAGUAUAAUAGCUGAUUUGGUGUCUUUUCUGUGUUUGUGCUUUUUAAAUUAUGUACUGCUAAGUUGAUAUUAAGCAGUUCCAAAUUUGUGGUUCAUAUGUAGUCCAAUAAAAUGGAAAAGUCACACUGGAUAAUGAAAGGGAAGUCACAUUUUUAAAACUUUUGUCUAUAUAUCGAAAUCACUUUGCAGUCAGAAAACUAGCACUGCAGGGAAUGAGCAGGAUAGAUCUUUUUUUCCAGUGGUGUUUUCACUUGCGGGAAGUUUUGAACAUGAGAGAGCAGUAAACCCCCCCUCCCUCCGAAGUUUGAAUUGGUGUAGUCCAUUGCAGCACAGAAUAUAGUUUGGGAUCUACUGGUUGCAUCUCAGAAUGGGCUUCCAGUUUCCAGUGGUUUAACCAUAGCAACAAUAACAAAUCUUUUUUUUUUUACUGCUUUGGUAGUAUAAACACUAUACCUUUAAGGCACAUUUGAGGCAUAUUUCCAUCCACAAAGAAUUCUGGAUACUGGAGUUUGUAAGGGCUGCUGGGAAUUUUAACAUUGUAAGGUGUAAGCUACAGUGCACAGAAUUGUUUGUGCUUUAAAGGUAUUCUGUGUGCGCAGCCUAGUGGGCUGCUGAAAUCUAGGAAGCUUGAAUUCUCAGCCUGAGCAUGUUCUCAGAGCACCUUGUGUCAUAAUUCUGUGUCUGUCUUCCUGAGCCACACUUCACAGCUCUAGUUAGUGGAAAAAUGAAGUGCCUCUUGCAAGCCUUAAACCUGCCCACCCUAUGUGUUGUCUUAGGACUCUACCAGAAUCUGCUGCAUUUAGAUGCUGUCAGAAUGCGACAGCAGCCACACCCUGGAAAACUGCUUUAUCUGGCUUGCUAAACCAGGUGAAGGUAGCUGAUGGGUCUCAGUCCCUCAGUGAGUUAGGCUCUGGUGGAUUGAGCAGAAAAGACCAGUAGUGGGUCCAACAGUCAAGAAGGUGGUUUCUGCACAUGGCACCAGAUGCAUUUUGCACCUGGCUGUCAACCACUUGUGACCAAGUGAAGAUGCACUUGUGCUAGGAUGGCGUCUGAGGUCUCCACCAUCUAGAGUUGCAUGCCUGGGGAUCCUUGGAUCUUUCCUGUUUUCACACACUAACAACACAUCCUGUUGAAUUCUAUUUGUGGUAUUUUAUCUACACCAUCAGAACGAAUUUCAGGAACCAAAAAGUUGUGUUGAAAAAUAAGAUUUUCAAGCCAUCUGGCCCCACACUGGCAACCAGACAUUCUGUUUUGGUGACACUAACCCUGGUUUAAGGAGCUAUUUGACACCUAGCAUAUAUAUAUCUGAGUUUCUAACACGGCUGGGAAGGUAGCCCAUCUAAAACCUCUGCUGCCUUGUGGGAUCGCUUCAGGGGAAGAAAAAACUAAGAAGUAAAUCCUACUUAAAUCUGCAGUUGAGUCCCUUGCACACCUUUUUCCAGCAACUCCUGCAGCCAAGCUGGGUUUUCCUUUGGACCACAUCAGCGAGGCUGAGGGAGGCGGUGUUGUUGUCUGGGCAGUCCAGGACCUCCAUACACACUGCCCAGGCUUGUGUCCCAGGAAGGUAACUUCAGUACUGCUAAGUCAAUAGUUUGACCACCCCUGGAGGCACACUCCAUUGUCUCUUGAGGCAGAUGGAUGCCUGCAACAGCAAGAGGCAAAGCCUCACUUCAACCAGUUGUCUGUAGCUUUUCUUCUUCCAUUUCUUUGUUUGGCUUCUCUUUAUGUAUUGCUUCCCAAGUUGUAUAUAUAGUAAAUAAACCACUUUUUCCAGAAUAAGAAUCAGUGGUUGAGAAACCUUUUUAAUUUGUGCUAAUGUUAAGGAGGUGAAUAUGGUAUGUAUUGUAUUACAAUACAUAAAUUGGCUAAGAGAUUGAUGAAUGAUUGAAACGUGUGUGUCUUUCAGCAGUAGGCAACUGGGGAUCACCUGUGGAAUUGGGCUAAUGCUGGAAACUUUAGUGCAGUGAAUACAUGCAUGCAGUGGAAAGAAUAAUGUAUCAUCAGAACAUUAAUGCUAUUGUGCUAUCCCCCCCCCAUUGGUUAGAGAAACAUGGUGCACAGUUUCUUGGUGUGCUCUGCAGUCUUGGUUCUCUGUAGUAACACUGUCAUUUGUAUGCAAAACAGAAUAGCUUUGACCAUUUUGGGCUAGGAGAACUUAACAGUACUACACAGAGGAAACGCUGAAAUACUUGCAACUGAUGCCUACUGUAUUUAGCACCCCUAGCCUUCACAUUUAGGCUAGCGUUUGCACAGAGAGAAGUAGGCAAACAGUAUUUUAAUGAAAAUAUGUCAUUAUCCCAUUUGCAUUUUGUGUGUCCUUUUCCCUGUAAAGAAAUUAUCAAAUAUUGGCAGGGCCCUUUCAGUAUGUUUGAUGACAAUUGAGGCAGAGUGUUCAAUUCUGAAAGAGCUAUUCUCCCUCGCAUCCCCAACACCAAAAAUUGUAAUUUUAGUAAUUAUGGUGUUCCCUGUGGUAUUGAGUUAACAUCCAGUUUUCAAUAAAUUGAUUGUUAUCCAUUUCUUAUUCCAUCAAAACUCAUUAGCUUUGCCAUUUAUUCUUUCUGUCAGGUAGCUCUAAAAAGUUAUCUGAAGGUUUCACUGUUGUUCCUGUAUAUAAUAGAAACAAAAUAAAUAUUUAAAUUCUACCCUUCAGAUAGUUUAAAAGCGACAGACGAAUCCAGUCAUUCACAUGCCUCAAAUCUUUGUAGUUGUUAUAAUUAUGUGUUUAAGGAAAGCACCAUUUAAUUUUUUUGCACUGCAUCUCCAUACAAAUGAUACCUUUUUAAAAUUGGGCAUUUCAUGGUUUUAAAUGGCAAAACAGCAGUUGCAUUAAAGCGUAGUUUAAUCUUAUUUUUAAGGUAUAGAGCCAGCACUAGUAUCUUUACCUGGGUAACAAGAAAACUAUGCCUCUGUUAGAAUACACAUUUCAUAGUAUUUAAUGUCCGUAGUUCAGAUUUGUGCUUUCCCACCAUAACUCUUUAUAUGAAACAUUUUGGAAAGGGGAUCUUGCCACUUGGUGAAGAGCUUGCAGUGUUGCUUGUUUUUAUGCUGUGUAAAGUUCUCAAAAUGUAGAUUGCAACUAUCAGCUAUGUUGGCCAUAAAUUGAGCGCCUUUCUUCCAUCCAGCCCCCUAAAAAUAGGUUAAAGAAACAAGAAGCCCAAAAUGGAUAACAUUCAGUUUCAGGAUUGGGCCCCAAGAGGGUUCAAUUGGGCUGGACAUAAAAAGGUAUUGAAAUGAUUUUGGGGAGCUUCACUAUAAAAAUGUAAGACAAAAAUAUAUUGUUUUUUAGAUUUUACUUAUGGAUAAAAUUGUUCCUAAUGUGUCUUCAAAUUGUUUAUCAUUCCUCACCCCGAUUUAGCCUGUUAUCUGACUGAAUGAUUAGUGACUGGUUAUACUCCCACUGUGACAACAUUCCUGGUGUAAAACAAUACUAUUUCUUCCCACCCCACCCCCUGCAAAUCUGUCAGCACAGUUCCUUCCAAUUACAUGGGCCUUAAAAUGGGGUUGUCAGUAACUUGUGGAAUUAAGCUAGGUACUGUUUGUUUUAUUGCUUAUGAUCCUAGUAAAAUUAUUAGCUGUAAUGCAGGUCAGUCAUGAAUAGAUAUCACAGAAAAAGCACCUUGGCAAAAUACAACCAGAUUUUAAAUUAAAGCUCUUAUUUAUUCAUCCUUUUUGAGGUUUUGUGUCUGCAAGCCCUUUUGAUUUUGUAUUUGAUUCCUGUCCUUUUGGUUUGUUACUUGGUAAAGUACAGUGUCUAGUGCUAUUUGCAUUCAUUUUAUUUUCCAUAUUUAUAUAGCAACCAAACACUUUGGGUGGUUUGCAAGUAAAAAUCAAAGCAAUAAAAUGUCCAGAAAAGCAUUUACAGUUUUCAGGAGAAAUCAUUUGAUUUCUCCCAAUGUUUUGUGGCCAGUUGAUCUGAAGUGGCUUACAAGUUAGAAGCCUCUCAAAUUAUAUUGAAAUAGGUCCAGGGUUUUUUGUGCAAGAGGUAUUUAUAAUUAUGGGGUGUUUGUGGGGGACGGGGGAGGAAUUUGCUGUGGUAAUUUUGUAGGUUCCAAUUCAAUAGCCUCAUACAUGCCCUAGGUUGUACUUCAGCAUCCUUCUGCUUAAGCAGAAUUGGGAUUGGAGAGUUCUGAUAAAAUCAUUACCUCUGAUUACAAGCUUGUCCUUUCUCUUCCCUUCCUCCCUCUACUCUGGCAUUUUCAGUGUAUGGUAAACUUUACACUAUUUUCAGGUUUAUCAGAUACUUGCGUGCUGUGUUUUUUUGAGGGGUGUGAUCUGAAGUGCCAUGAAAUGAAGUCCUUAAUUUGGUAUGGAGAACCUUGGACACGUCCAGCUUUGCUGGAUUCUUUGAAUCCACUGCAUGCCGGUACUAAAUUAAAUGUUUAAUACCAACACUCUGAAGAGGGCGCAGAAACAACUGGAAAUCAGUUUUUACACAAAGCAUUGUCAAUAUAUGACUGUAUCAGCCAGUCCUUGUGGGCAAUCUUGCCUCCUUCUCUUCAACGGGAUGAUGCUUCCAGACCACAUCCCCAUGUACGGUACAUUGCAGUAGACCAAAUGGAUAAGUGUAGCUAGGCUGUCUGUCCAAUACAGUGGUACCUCUGGUUACGUACUUAAUUCGUUCCGGAGAUCCAUUCUUAACCUGAAACUGUUCUUAACCUGAAGCACCACUUUAGUUAAUGGGGCCUCCCGCUGCAGCGGCAUGAUUUCUGUUCUCAUCCUGAAGCAAAGUUCUUAACCCGAGGUACUAUUUCUGGGUUAGCGGAGUCUGUAACCUGAAGUGCAUGUAACCUGAAGCAUAUGUAACCUGAGGUACCACUGUAGAGUUGUAGUUGGUAUUGAGUCACAGAGCCCAGAUCAUCCUCAAUACAGUGGUACUUCGGGUUACAAACACUUCAGGUUACAAACUCCACUAACCCGGAAGUAGUACCUUGGGUUGAGAACUUUGCCCCAGGAUGAGAACGGAAAUCGCGCGCUUGCGGCAGGAGGCCCCAUUAACGAAAGCACGCCUCAGGUUAAGAACGGGUUCAGGUUAAGAACGGGCCUCCGGAUCAAAUUAAGUUCAUAGCUCAAGGUACCACUGUAUAUGAAUCUGAUAAAUGAUACUUGAAAGCACUCACAAGUGUUUCAGAGAAGUAAUAUUUAUUCAGAUGAAACUGGCGAUUUGUCCCAUCAGCAGAUAUUGGCUCAGUAUCCAAGGUAAUCGGUUGUCAUGGGGAGAUAAAGAAUUCGGGUUUCUCUUGGAGGUUUAAUGUUGCCAGCCAGUAUCUCUCAGCUCUGGUUCCUCAUCUGUAAAAUUGUAAUAAUAGCCUAUAUGUGGGGGCUCUUAACAGCUGCUGAGCUUACUCAGUUUAUUUCCCCUAUCCAGUCAGUGCAAGAUGACAGUUGUCUGCUGCUGCUGCCCAAGGAUAAUGCUGGAAGUUGCUGGUCAUUUGGGAAGUUGGGGCCUCGGUUUGAUUUAUUAUCAAGCUAUAUUGCAGUUGUUAUUUUGGGGCAUUUCAUUGCAUAGUCAAGACUACGCCUUAAAUACAUUAACUGAAAUGGGAGGUGUGUAUGAUAUACUUUAAGGAAUUAUUCACAAGAGACACCAUGUAAAAAUUAAUGCUUUAAAAUUUACGCACUUCUUCCUGAUAUACUUUACAUUAAUUUUAAAUUACUUAUAAACAAUAUACAUUGAAAUGUCAGAUCUUGGCUCAUAGUGCAGUUGCUGAUGGUUUUCUGUUGAUUCAUUGAAUCUCCCAACUAACCUACUCUGGGAAUUUUAAAAUUCUUAAGCAUUAAUGCUUACAGAUGCAAACAUUGUUCUGUCUUUAUUGAUGGAACAAAUUUUACUUUUAGUGUUUGAUUCUGUUGCCACUUAUUUGCAUGCACAUGGAAACUUUCCAGCUUCUUGUACGCUCCAUUGCAUGAGGAGUUGGUGCUAAAAGGGGAAAAAAUCCUCCAUACGUACCAUGCUCAUAUAAGUACUUUGCUUAUGUGCAUGCUUACACAAAUGUCCUCUCUGUAUCUGGCAUUUGUUUGCAACCUAAGAAUUAAAUAGAGAUAAAUUGAACUCACAUGUGAAAACUUAACAAUAAGAUAUUGUCAAGAAAUAAUUACUAUGCAAAAAGUGCAUUAAUAGAAAUAAUUUAUGUACCAAGUGGAUUUAGAUAAACUGAAUAAUAAGUGGUAAAGCUAAUGGAUGAUGUUUUGAAUAUGAUCCUUUAAGUGUAGCCUCUGACCUGGUUUUAAAGAGUAGUCCUGUGAUUUGAAAUAUUGCCAUCUGGCAGUUAUAUUAGGACAACCUUAAUGACUCUCAAAAUGAAAUUGUUACCGUAUUUUUCGCUCUAUAAGACGCACCAGACCAUAAGACGCACCAGACCAUAAGACGCACCUAGUUUUUGGAGGAGGAAAACAAGAAGAAAAAUAUUCUGAAUCUCAGAAGCCAGAACAACAAGAGGGAUCACUGAGCAGAGAAAGCAGCGAUCCCUCUUGCUGUUCUGGCUCCUGGGAUAGCUGCGCAGCCUGCAUUUGCUCCAUAAGACGCACACACAUUUCCCCUUACUUUUUAGGAAGGAAAAAGUGAGUCUUAUAGAGCAAAAAAUACGGUAAUUUUGAAGAUUUUGUUUUUGUUGUGUAUUCUUGGGUAAUACUGGACGCUUAAAGAAAAAAUAAAAUAAUUAAAGCAUUGGUUAAAAUACUGCUUUUGUUUGCUAACGUAGCUCUGCAAGGCAUCUUUUGUAUACCAGCUCUACAGGAAUUGAAGCUACCGUCAAUCAUGUAGCCUAUUAUGAAUGUAUAGUGAUUGAUAACUUAAUGGUAAACUUCUAUAUGUGUAGUUCUUGAGUGCUGCAUUUGUAAUUUUCAUUAAAUGAUGAAAAUUCAUUAUAUGAUCUGCAAAUUGGGAAGUUUCAGAAAGUUACCAGUUCAUAGAUAUAUUUACUUAAUUGACUAUGCUUGUGUGCUGUAUGCAGUUAGGACGCUGCUGUCCUAGCUUCUAGAGUCCAGGGGAAAGGAAUAGAUAAAGAAAAGGUGAAGCAUAAAUAGCAGUGUUUCCUGGUUGAUCAGACGAAUGAAUGUUCCCUGGAUUUUUUAUAUAUGUUACCCCAUUCAGCAACUGCUUGACCUGCUUAGCCUAUUGCUAAGAGGUUUGCUGGAUUUUAUGUAUUGAGAUGGGUUAAAUAAUUGAUUGCUGAGGAAAUGAAAUCCAAGGAUUUUAGCCCGCAGAGGAGCAAAAGAGGAAACAGGUGUUGGAAGAGGAGCAGGUUAGCCCCUUCAGAAGAAUACAGACAUUCCCACAAUCAUGACCACCACUGCAAGAGGCAAGAGCUACUUUGAUGGUUUUAAGCACAGGAGGGAUCCAUCUAGCAGCCUUUCUAGAGAUUUUUAUCAUUCCUGUUGUGGCCCAGUUUUUAGGCAUCUAGAAGAGCAUGGUCAUCAUCCCCAAAGUCUCAAUCUAUUCCCAGUAAGUGUACCGAGUAAUGGAAUGGCACCCCUGUUGAUGCGUUUCCCUUCUGAGCUAGAUACUUCUAUCAUCCCUUAAAACUAGGAGAAGGAUGAGUGGUAAGGGUUCAUUAAUGCACUUGCUGCUUGCAGGUCCACCUUUUAACAUGGCAUGUAUAAUGAGAGGAAGAACGCUCACACUUCCCUCAACUCUGGCAAAGGGAGAGGUGGCACUGUUUUCUCAAUGUCUGCAAGGUUUAAUUUUAUGGGAACAAUCCCUUGCCUUUCCUACUCUUUCCAGGUGUGACCUCCUAGGGCACAGAAGUGGUCCUCUCUUCCUUUAAGGUAGAUGUAAGCUUUUGGUUGGUUUAACACUUUCUCUGCAAAGUAGAAUCAGACUAGUUGUCUGUAACCCUUUGUUACAGGGUUUUAGGCCACAAAGGAAAGUUCCCACCCAACACUUCCUUUUUCCUUGAGCUAGGAGUGUUGGGGCUUGACAGUUGAGGCAUUUGGAUCCAUCGUAUCAAGAGAGGAGUAAGUGACAGUGGGAAGAGAUGGGAAAUCUUCUAUGGUUGAGAUAGGUUAUAAAGGCACUUGGUAUUGAAAUUUGUAAAAGAGGCCCAGGAAAACUGUUGAAUUGAUAGUUUAACAUAAUCCCUGAACUAAAGUAGAGUUGUCUGUCUGUUUGUUGUAGUGCUUUGCACACUUUGGUGAAAAAGCAAUCCGUAUUUCUUAAUGUGUAGAUUCUCACAUAUAUGGUGGGAAAAAUAGGAUGUGAACCAUUUUGCUGAAAAUCAGAAUUAAGAAUGGAAGGAAGAUGAUGCAGUGUUGAUAGAUUGCAAUGUUUACCAUAAACCAUGUAAAGUUUUCUAUCACUUUUUAAAGACUUGUUUCAGUUGUAUUCCAUUAUGUAAAUUGGUAGGAAAAUGCAAAGAUAUAUUUAAGUAUUUGGCACAAGAGUUGUAGCUGCUUUACUAAAUCCUUUUGCUAAGUCACACUUGGGAAUUAUCAAAUUAUGAAUGUAAGUUUUUAUAGCCUAAGAAGUGUGAAGAACAGUUGGAAGUCCUUGUGCAAUACUUUCAAGUACACAUGUUGUACAGAAGUUAAUUUUUUAAAGACAUAGGACGACACUAUUAAAAGCUUGACUCCUUACAAGCAUGGGGAAGUUACAAGCAGCCUUCUUCAACCUGGUUUCCUCCAGAGUAAAAACAGUAUUCAAAAUCUCUAGAGGGCACCAGGUUUAGAAAUGCUGCUGUUCAAUUUUCCUUCCAUGUGUUGACCUCAUUUUCACAUCUAAUUUUCAUGAAGGAAGAUACAACUUUUCUACUUGCAUUCCAUCUUGUAUGGAAUUGCUCCCCCCCUCCCCCGUUGCUUGGUUUUACUAUAUAAUAGUGUGGCUGGUAUAUUUUAGCUCUUAGCCAAUAUGGUUCAGAAGAAAAACAUAGUUCCAUGUACCCAAGGGAGGUUGUGGCUUUUGUUUUUCAAACAUCAGGCCACCAGGCCACCUAGGAAGACACUUUUGAAAUUGAACCAAAAGUGGUUGUUAUGGGCAAGGGUCUACUUAUUGAAAGGGGGAAAAUCGCACUGGGCAUGUUCCAAACCCUUGGACAUGUCUAAAAUAGCUCUUUUGAUCUCAGCCAUGUUCUAGUCAUAAUUCAGCAUCCAAAAUGGUUUGCAUGUGCCCAGCAGUAUGUCAGUUUUUGUUUUGCAUGUUUCUGGAAAGUUGUCUUUCAGUGCAGUCUUACACUCCUGUGGUACUCCAUUCCUGUCUCUCCACCCCUUCCCCUGUUGCUCCCUUCCCAGUCUUACCAGAUCAGUCUUAUUUUCUUCCUGCCCUCUCAGUCAUUCUGCAUUCAGAUUUAGCUGACUGGCAGCGCCUUGAUAAAGCAGUUAUGGAAGAGGAAAUGGAAGAGGAAGUGGGAGAGAGCAUCACUCUUCUAGCUUCCUCCUUCAACCUUAUGUACAAUAUUAGCUACCUAAUAUUGAAACUAGAAGGCUAGUAUAGAGGGUGGAAAUUCUUAAAAUAACCGUGUGAAAUUUGUCCUAGCUGCUUUUGAUUUUGGCAUCUAAAAAUACUUCUGUGGAAGAAAACUGCUAUAUUAUGUUUAUUUUUGAAAGGACAUUUACAACACUAUCACAUGUAUGUUUAUUGAGAACUAAAUUCUACUGUGUGCUGUAGGACUUGCUACCAAAAAGAGGUGUGAAGGCUCAGGAGGAAAAAAACAGCAGUGGGGAGGAGUACCCCAUGUUUUUUCUGAGACUUCUCCAACCUUUUCAAUUGAAAAAUUGGAAAUUUAUGGGGAUUGCUGUUUCUGUUGUUUCAAAAAAAGGAGAACCUGCUUGUUCUUUGGCAAGCAGGAAUUAUAUUUAUUGCCUUUUAAGAAUAAUGCACGAUGCAAGCUCCCACUUGAAUGGGUUUAAGAGGAAGCAUUUCCUUCAGAAAGCAGGCUUGCAUUCAGCAAUGAUGAGUUGGUUGGUGCUUAUUGCUGGGAUUGGCAGCACUCAGGAGUUCCCUAUCAGGAGCUCCCAAGUGCAAGCCCCAAUUUUGGCAGGAAUCUUCUUUUUAGCAAGGAGAACUGCUGUUUUGCAUGUGCUAUAUGAAGCUGUGCCUGCAAGGAAAGAAAUAAAAGAAUCAAGAGCACGUUUAGAAUGUGCCCUGAUUCUUUGCUAUUGAAAUUGGACCACCUGACAUCAUGGUGACACCAGGUGAUUGACAGGUGUGUCACUGUCAGGGGGGUGUAUUGUGGAUAUUCGAGCUGCCGACCUUCUGAUCAGCAAGCCCUAGGCUCUGUGGUUUAGACCACAGCGCUACCCGCAUCCACACACACACACACACACACACACACACACACACACACACACAACAUAUCUAAUACACAUUCGUGUACCUAGAGGGUACUGUUUUCAUGAAAGGAGCAAACAGGGUGUUCUUGCUUGUGAAUUGCUGCUUGCCUUCCUUUGGUGGCCAUUUGAUCUAGUGGCUUCUACUUUUUAAGUGUCUAUUUUUUGCUUGUGAAUUGCUGCUUGCCUUCCUUUGGUGGCCAUUUGAUCUAGUGGCUUCUACUUUUUAAGUGUCUAUUUUUUGCUACUUCUCAGACAGCAAAAAACUAAGAUGCAUGUGCCUCAGUACAUAUUGUGCAGCUACUCUCCGUUAUUAAGUAUAUAUAUUCACAAUUAUGCUGAUAAAGAACCCAAGGCAUGUAUACUUUUGAGGUCCUGUGCACACUUGCCUGGUGAUAAGCUGAGUGCAUCUUACUUCUGAGAAAACUUGCAUAGAUAGCUUUAUACAUCUCAUAACCCAACUAGUACUAUUGCACAUGCCUAGUUAUAAAUGAUGUAGAAAAGCAGAUUUAGGUUUCGUAUGACAGUAAAUACAGAAUGUAUUUCAAUUUCCCCCUCAGAUUAGUUUUUCUCCCUCAGAGGGCUGAUGUGGCAGAAAAAAACCAUAUUUUCUCAUGUCUUCUAAGUUUCAGGAAAUCUUAACAUUUACACUUCCAGGUAAGCGUGCAUAGGAUUGCAGCCCCAAGUGCUGCUUAACAGGAAGAGUGACAUUGUCCUUCAGCUAUAGUCAGCAUAAAGUCUAAAUACUUACUCUGUUAUCAGACAAAUGUUCUCAAGCCUAAGUAUUUUGGUGAAAUGCACCAUGCACUCUAAUUCACAUGUGCACAUUUCAGCUAAUCCUACAGUCUUUCUGUUGAAAAGUAUAUACUGUCCUUGGUUACAGACUCAAUUGAAUUCUGCUGCUUUAAAGUAGUGUGAAAAUUACAACAAUGCAUUAGUAUUCUGAUUAUGUUCGAGUGUUUAGUAAUGACAUAAUUCAAGCCACUAAAAGUUCAGUGCACAGUUGCCUCCAUAAAUUACUUUUAAGAUUUAUGCACCUUGGGUACAUAAGCAAGAAGCUAAUCUUACUGGGUAAUAUCUAGUGUAAGUCAUACACAGCGUAGACUUUUUGAAACCAGUGGAUUUAAGUUACAGAUGGUCAUUUUCAGUUUACUGAUACCUGGCAUAUGAACUACCGCAACUUACGCUGAUUUUACUUAAGUGAUCAUAGCUUUAUACGGAUCCUCAAUAAAUAAAUAAAUAGGGGGCAGGAGGCUGUUACUUAUUGGGCUCUGAAGGCUUUCACAGGGCCCUGUGAGAUCUCGUGGGAACCUCCCAGAGCAUUGGCACAACCAUCUCAGAGCCCGGCAAACUUUUUGUACAGGGAAAAAUUGCGCAAAAGAGCUUUAUUUAAGUUAUUCACCUUACUUACCAGGUUUUGGGAGGCUCUGAGUUCUUGGGUGAUGUGAGUAGUUCUGAUUUUGCUUUUACACUUAACCCCUGGUAGCAUAAUCCUUGCAUAACCUAUGAUUGCACUGUACUUAAAUACAAAGCCUAAUUUAAAAAGCAAGUUAUUGUAACAAGGUUAUUAUAUGUUAGGUGUUCAGUGCUGAUACUGGGGAUAGUGGACUACCAGUAGUUAUGAAAACUUCACCUCUCGAACACAACCUUUUACCCUCUCAACUAGCAGGUUUCCUCAGUAACAAAUUAUAUUGCCCAAAUCUUUAGCUUUUGAUUGCCUCUUUGUGGGCAUGCCUUAUACACUGUUAAGCAUUGGCACAAUGGUUUUGAUGGAGGAUUUAUUAUUAUUAUUUAAAAUCGUAAUAGCACGAGUAAGAGUACUGGAGUCAUUUAAAAGCAGUGGGUUUGGACUGCAUCUUGUCUGCUGUCACACAGUCCAUAAAGCUAAAUUGCUUGUGGUCAAGUUAGACAUGAAAUGUUUUAAAGCAAAAUUAGAAGGAAGGUCCAAACAGGACACCAAAUAGUUAAUGAUGAAACUUCAUUAUGAAAGUUAAAACCUCUUUUGUAGGAAAGGAGAAUUUAUUCCAUAGCAUAUCAAGCGGUAGUGCAUGCAUUUCCCUAUGCUCAUUUAUGUAAGGCUGCUAGAAUUUAUGUUUAGGAUUAUUGCUAUAUCUUUUAAGGGGUAUAGACCUUGGAAUAGGAAAUAAUGACAUUGAAAGCAAAGCAUAUCUAGAACUUAACACAUCCGUUAGGAACUUCUUUCAGCAAUUCUUGCCCAAGAGAAAUUUCUGUUGGGUUGUAUGUAGUAGACAAAGCUACUACUGCAUCCCUGCAAUAUAACAAACUAGAAUCAAAUAUUUUUUUAAAUAAAACUUUUCCAGGUUCUUCAUUUAUAGCAGCCCUCCCAACUAAGUGCCCCCAGAUGCUGUUGAACACAACUGUCAUCCCUGAUUAUUGGCCAUGUUGAUGGGAGUUGUAGUUUGAGAAGGCUGGAUGUAUAGCAAUUCACCUAAUGCAAUUUCCUGAUGCACCUUAAACACUAGCGUUCAUUGUACCAUAUAACCUUUCAUUGGUUUACAUUCCUUUUCAUUAGUGUAAUCCAUGAAAACUUAGGCCAUAAUUAAUGUCUUAGUCUUCAAGGUGCCAUAAGAUUUCAGUUGUUUUCACCUAAAUCCAGUUGACGAGUGAGCAGUUCUUACGUAACUUUAAACCACAGUUUAAAAUAUAAAGUAUGGUUUAAUGUGCACAAGAGCUUUGCUUCCACCACAUUUCUGACUUUGCCACACAGGGAGGGAAGCAAGUGAACCCUAAACAAAUCAAGAGUCUUGUAGGUCCUGUGGGCUCAUCGUUUGUUUCUCUCCAAAGAAACAAUGAGAAGUCAACAUAUUAUGAGUGAUAAGCAUUAAAUGGCAACAAGGCUUUAACUUGUUUCCUUUCUCUCGUGUGGCAUAGUCGAGAGUGAGGGAAGAGUGAAUUGCUCAUGCACAUUGACCAUAGUUUAUUUUGUAUGUGUUGUAUACGACGAAGUCUUACUCAUUUAAGUCAGUGGAUAUGACAAACUUAAGUUCGUUGAAUUCAGUGGUUCUACUCUUAGUAUGACUUAGUUGGUUUAACUUUUGUGAAUCACACCAACGUAACAUUUGCAGUAUAAUCCUAUGUCUGUCUGUUCAGAAUUAAGUCUCGUUGAUCUCAGUGGGACUUUUUACUGAGUAUGUGUAUAGGGUUGUUGCCUUGAUUAUAUUUAUUGCAUUCUAUUUUUUUGUCUAAAGAAAUCUCCUUAAUUGUGAAUUUACUGAGUUCUUGUAUGAAUAGCCUUUCUAGCUUUGAGGAAGUACAUACACUUCCCAUGUGAUGUACAGAACCUUUUUUAUCUGUACAUUGCUGAAGAUCCCAAGGUUAUGUAGCAUUCUGAGUGUGCAUUUAUUCUUCUUCAGGUGAAAAGGAAUGAGAGGUGAAGAGACAAAAGGUUUGGCUAUUAUUCCAUUCCGGAUGCCACUGGGCCUUGUUUAUACUAUUACAAAGCAAAUGCUUUCAUUGCAGGAUAGAUGAGUGAGGGCCAAUAUAUCUUUGAAACAAAGGUGACAAUACAACAGCUAGUCAAGAUUUCAGAAGCAUGGAAUGUUAGGAAUUCAAGUGCUAAUUAAACUGACCAUGGUUUUAGAAUUUACAUAUUCUUUCUUUCUCUCAUGCACCAUUUUGUGAAGUUUCAAAUUUGGGGAUAGUUUUUACAAGUCUAAAAAUAAUGCCACCAUAUUUAAACAGUAUGAUAGGAGACACAAUAUUCUUGAAGCAAAGAUGUUUCAUGUGUUAAGAAAUGCUUCAAUGUGCCAAGAAAAUACUGUGAAGAGGAGCGGCUUUUUUAGUAGUAUCUCUUCAGUUGACUCUUACUGGUGAGCAUAAGGUAUAUAAUUAUUUGUAGGCAUAUAAUGAAAUUAUUUUGUGAUAAUUGCUUCUUACUAUAGAACUCAUUUUGACCUCAUAAUUUUCAGAGAUGUGUUAUGGAGUGUACAUUUUUUGUGUUUAAAUAACAGGCUCUCUCUCUCCAUCCCCAGGAGUCGAAAACUUCAAAUCAGAAAUAUCCCGCCACACUUGCAGUGGGAGGUAGGCAUUCAUCUUUGUUUUCAGCCUGUUUUAAGAGGAUAAAUUGGUGCUUUGUUUUUCACCUUUUGCCUCUUUCGCCCUCUCCCUUGUUUUCUCACUCCUUUUUCUUGGUCUUCUAACACAUGCAAAUUGUUGGCAAGAGCAAUUUUGUUCUUUGAAGGGUAAUUUGCAAAACUGAAUAACAGAACCUUCCAAAUAUUUCUUAACUGCUGCCGUUAAUGUUAGGCAGUUGGAGAUAUUUCAGGGUUCUACAGUACAUUUUCAGGUGACUGGCAAUUUCCUGAUUCAUUUUAUGUCUCAAAAGCUGAUCUGAGUCCCUCUUCUCUGUAUAAACAUUUAACAUUUUAGCAAGUUUUAGAAAUAGAAACACUCUAGCUUUUUCUUGUAAUUCUUCUGCCACUAGUUAUUUCCAUAGCAGCACAUCAUAAUUUCAGAAGCUCUAUGAUAACUAGGUAACAGAAUAUAGAUUAUUGUAAAAACGUGUCUUUUUAUUUGUGCCUCUUAACCUUAAUAUGCCAGGGAUGUGGGUGGCGCUGUGGUCUAAACCACAGAGCCUAGGGCUUGCCGAUCAGAAGGUUGGCGGUUCAAAUCCCUGCGAUGGGGUGAGCUCCCGUUGCUCAGUCCCAGCUCCAGCCAACCUAGCAGUUCAAAAGCAUGUCAAAGUGCAAGUAGAUAAAUAGGUACCGCUCUGGUGGGAAGGUAAACGGCAUUUCCGUGCGCUGCUCUGGUUCGCCAGAAGCGGCUUAGUCAUGCUGGCCACAUGACCCGGAAAGCUGUCUGCGGACAAAACACCAGCUCCCUCAGCCAGUAAAGUGAGAUGAGCGCCACAACCCCAGAGUUGUCCAUGACAGGACUUAACAGUCAGGGGUCCCUUUACCUUUUUUAACCUCAAUAUAGUUAGAUAUAAACAAGCCCCUUGCUGCUGCAAUUUGAUGACACACGCGUGACUUGUAUAAACAACUGAUCAAGCAGAGGUUUGUGUAGAGAAGAUGCUCAAGAACUGGCAGUAUUUUUAAAGCCAAAAUUAGUGAAUAUAUGUAUAUUAACUUACAAACUUUUGUGCCACUCUUUAGUAUAAUAUUUCCAAGAUGACUUUUAACAUAAAAGGGAAAAAAUGCUUCAGUGAAUUAACAGAACAUUUCUCAACAAUAAAACAGCAGAUAAAAUAACAGGAUUAAAACAACUUGUAAAAUUUUUAAAGUCCUGGGGAAAUAAAAAGGUCUUUGCUUGAUGCAAGAAGGAUAUUGAAAGAGGUAUAACACAAACCCCCACCUCACCCUUCAGGGAAGAAUUUGCAUGUGGGGUGCCACAACUAUAAAAGCCCUUUCCUUAGCCACUACCUGUGGCAACUUCCCUCAGUAAUGAUGGGAGUGAUGUAAUGUGACUGGAUUUCUUUUAGUGUUUUUAAAAUGUACGCUCUCUCUGUCAGAACACUUGAAAGGUCUGUUAUUAUCUCUUAAUAACAAGCAGCAAGGUAUGACAGUUAUGUGAAAGGAGAAUUUGUCCUCACCCAGAGAAUCGAAGUAAGGAUGAGGCACUUUCAGAAUAAAACUAGAAUUUUGUUUACAUACAGAUGAUGAGGGUUAUAUCUUAAUAAUUACUCUAAUAGGCACAACAUAGAGACGCGGGUGGCUCUGUGGGCUAAACCUCAGAGCCUAGAGCUCCUAUUGUUCGGUCCCAGCUUCUGCCAACCUAGCAGUUCGAAAGCACUUCAAAGUGCAAGUAGAUAAAUAGGUACCGCUCUGGCGGGAAGGUAAAUGGCGUUUCCGUGCGCUGCUCUGGUUUGCCGUAAGCGGCUUAGUCAUGCUGGCCACAUGACCCAGAAGCUGUCUGUGGACAAACGCCAGCUCCCUCGGCCUAUAGAGUGAGAUGAGCACCGCAACCCCAGAGUCGUCUGCGACUGGACCUAAUGGUCAGGGGUCCCUUUACCUUUACCUUUAAUAGGCAGCAUGUGAAUUACUUCAUAAGUAAAUAGAGAAAAUAAACCACCUUUGCUAUGGUUCUUUGUGGUAAUUGGCAGGGAUGGGGCAAUUGCUUGCUGUGGUUAACAUCUGCAGUUACUAAACAUGUGUAUCUGAUAUUUCUAACACAAGGUUGCCAUAUAGGGUCAGCUUGGCUUGAUUGUGACAUUUGGUUAAACCUUGAUGCCCUUGGUGGAUAAGGUCUAGAAUUUCUUGCCUUGUAGAUUGUGGUUCAGAAAAACCAAAAAUAUAAUACAUUUCCAUUUUGUUAUUAGGCCUUCCAAUUCACUCACUUGUCCAUGGUCAGGAAAGUACUUUCUAGUCAUCUCUGACACAUUGCUAAGGUAUUUGAUCUGAUAUAGUAUAAAAAGUUGUGAAGUUCUGGAGCACCAUGAAUAGUUGUUUUGAUCUAGUGAAACUGACUUACAGAUGGUAAUAGAGAAGCAUGUACAGCACAAAUGUAAGCCUUAACCUCCUUCUCUAACUUGUGUUUACUUACAUUGUGUGGCAAAGUAUCUGCUGUGAGGAGCUCUUUUCCAGGAACAUACUGUGCUACUGGGUUGAAUCAUUCUUCUUAGAAGAUGUUGGCAUCAUAAUUGUACUUGGUUCAAAUAAUUUGUUUUCAUCAAGGUCACCAAAGGUUUAUAGUCUGUGAUGAGUCAUGUCCCUUUAUCCUUUCCAGCUUCAUUUUCACCUUGUGUUGAGUAAGGGAUUGAGGAUUCCACAGAGUGUUUGUACACAGCAUGGUUUGUCAUAAGGGCUUAAAACAAUAUCCAUAAGAUUGGCUUUUAGUAGUGUAGAUUAGUGUCGCCAAAACAUUCAGUUUACUCCCAUUGUUUUCAGCAGUUCAUUCUAGCAGUUACUCCACAACUUAGUAGAUUGUUUUUUGUUUCUAGGUUAUGACCUUGUAUCACAUGCAUGUUGAACACAAAAAUCCCCUGCUGAUAGCUUCUUUGUGUGGUAUCCCAAUAAUAAUAGUAGUAGUAGAAGUAGUAGUAGUAUUUUAAAAAUUGUACCCCCACCCAUCUGACUGGAUUGCCCCAGACAUUCUGGGCAGCUUCCAACAUAUAUAACAACAUAAGAGAUUGUAGGUGAUUUCUUCCUUGUGCAUGUCUGAAGGGUCCUGAAAUCCUAUGUACAUAUUCUGAUGUCUGCUCCUGAAUUUAUUUUUAAAUAAGUUGUUAUACCAACAAUAGGUAGGUUUGUUCUCCAGGGAUAGCGCCUUUAUCAAAUACGAUGCCUUAGAAAAACUUGACACACUACUGCUAUGAUCACCAAUACCAAUGCAGUGUAGAGAUUAGAUUAUCAGACUAGCACAUGGGAGUAGGUUUAGCGUUAGGGGUACAGUCUGAGGUACACUUGCUUAGCCAGUGCUCGAAAUUCUCCAGGUGCGUUUUGCUACUGGCAUGGGUCCAAUUGCAACCAAGUGGAGAUUUCUGGGCGCCCAGUUAGCAGAGCUGAGUACAGAUAUAUUUGACACUGCUGCAACCUUUCCACAGGCCACCCAAAUGGAACUAACGAACCACAGUUUAAAAACCUCUGCCUUAAUCCAUAGUUAAUACCAUUUCCAUUUCCACUGUGCAUGUUUCUCCUUCUUGCAUGCUGGGACAAGUGAAUUGUUGAAAGAGCAGGCUACAGUCAAGCAAUGUAGCUGAGACCAUAGAAUUGCAGUGUUGGAAGGGACCCUCAAGGUCAUCUGGUCCAACUCCCUGGUGAAUAGACAUUCUGGUGUGGUGACUGUAAUCUAGGUUAAAAUGCCAUUUUGCGCCUAGCUUAUAGAUUCAUGAGUUUCUAACACUGUUUGCUCUGGGCCUUGGAGGGCUAAGCUAGCCAGAGGGCCACAUCAAGGGCCUGCCAGACUUAUGCUAUCAUGCCAAAAAUGCCCCGUAUCUCCCAUACGCUCCCAGCCUCAUACCAUGAAUUUAACAAGGUUAGAAAGUAAUAUAAAAACUAGGUAUAUUUGUGGCAUAAAGCUAUACAUUGCAUACAAAGCUGGUGCAAUAUCUAUAAAGAAGUCAAACAUUUUAAAGCUUUCUUCCCAAAGGAAGGAAACCUUUGACUCAAACCCUUAAUUUCCGCAGACAAAGUACAAUAAUAAUGGAAUGACAGAUUUCAUCAAGUCAACAGCAGAUUUCUGCUCUUAAUUUUCAUCAGCCCCAUACUUACCACAUCACACUACAGUGCUCAGUGCUUCAGUCUUGCCAUCGAUUCCCCACUUCUUGGUUAUAAUUCAAGCUUUCCUUCCAACUAUUCAGUCCCUUUCAUAUUCCUUCCUGUGCACCAUGCCAGCCCCCCCCCUCAGCCCCCAGUAUUAUGUAGUUCUGACAUGUUGCCAAGCUUACUGAACUUCUCAUUCUGCCUAAUGCGCACAGCAGUAGAAGGAAAAUAGUUUGAUGGUAUAUAUGUCAAGACUCCUGGAUAAGGGGCAAAUCCAGAUGCAAUGGCGUAAUGAUAACGGAAGUGCAGUGAAAUACCUGAUACUGAAAUUAAUGGUGUGAGAGGAGAUAUAUGACUUUUGAGAGUGAAUGGGAAAUGGACAUGUAAGAUUGUUGUACAUACAAAUCAGAUCUGAUUUUUUAAGAUUUUCAUGAACUACAAAGAACUUUCAAUUUCUUUCUUCUUUUUUCAUCAGAUUAUAAAGUAUUUUGGUACGUUCAAUAUAAAAUGUAAAACAAUAUGUUUCUUAAGGGAGGGGAAGAGGGGUUUUCACGUCGGUGUCAAUUCUGUAUAUUUGUUGGUUUAUAUUGGCGAUAAGAGAAGAUUUGGAGGGGGGGCAGGGCAUGUUUGUUUGCCUUUACUUGCCUUUGAUUAACCGUAGUGAGAUUUGUAUGUGUUUGCGGAAGGGGGAUAUGGAAUAUUGGGUCAAGUUAACCAUAUUGAUCAGUAUGCUGGUGGAAGAUCCCUGCUAUUACUGUUGUCAGUUUGAGCCAUGACUGUGUCAUCUUUUUGUCCUCAUGUCAGUUUUAGUCUGUUGGUUAACUUUUCUAACAAGGCCAUUUCCCAUACAAUUGGUACCAGUGGUCCAUGCUUACUCCAGACAAGUCACUUCAGUGUCUUAACUAUGACGUUUCUGGCUGCUGAGAAUAGGUGGGUUAUAAGGUCCUUAUGGUGCAAGUGAGCAUUAUUGUCUUGGAAAAUAUUUAAUAGGGCCAAUUCUGGGGUAGGUUCUAAUAAGUGUUUAGUUGUGUUACAUACUUUUUGUAGGACUGCUGUCCAAAAGGGUUGGAUUCAGGGACAUUGCCACCACAUGUGGAGGCAUGUGCCUGUAUAAGUACAGCCUCUCCAACAUUUUGGUAAGCUUCCUGGAUGUAUUACAUUGAUAACUCCGGUUACGCCUCGCGCUGCUGCCAUGCGACUUCCGCUCGCAUCCCAGGGCAAAGUUCGCAACAAGGGGAUCUACUUCUGGGUUAGCGGAGCUCGUAACCCGCUGCGUUCGCAAGGAGGAUGGUACGUAACACGAGGUUCCACUGUAAUUUCAAUUUCCUUGGUGUCAGAUGCUAUUGUUAAGUUUCAAAACGAGUUUCCUUCUUUUGGCUGAGAUUUGAAGGGAGAUUUGGACCACAUUGGGCAGAGUUUAUUUUGUAACCUUUGUCAUGUUCCCAUUGUUUUUUAAUAGUGUUAGGUGAUAUUGCGGGGUUGUGAAGCAGUAUAUUGCAGAUACCAUCCCCCAACUAUGUCCAUCUGCCGACAAAAGAAGGCUUUCAAAAGUGAUCAAGGGCCUAGUGGUGGGUGCUUUUACUGCUAGGUUAAUUAGAAAAGCAUGUACUGUAUUUUUCUGUCUAUAAGACGCCCCCCCAUUUUGGGGGACUCAGAUUUAAGAAAAUGGGGGGGGGGUAUCUGUGUAUAAGACGGCCCCUAAUUUUUGACGUCAUUUUAAAGGGAAAAAAAACUACUCUUAUACAUGGAAAAAUACGGUAGCUGAUGUGUUUUAACCAGAGUAAAUUGAAUGUCUCCUAAUUUAUCCUAUAUUUCCUAUGUUGCUAUGUGUAUAGGCCUUUGGUUUGCCAUGUUUCUAUGUGGAAGGUUUGAGCUGCAUGACAGAAUAACUGGUGAUGAGCCAAGGGGAUUAGUGGGGAUGGGUUAGUGACAAAACACCUACUUUUUGUUUCCAGACCUUAAGCAUGGAUAGUGUUGAGGGGAGUUUUCUCAGCUUGUGUUGGAGGAGUGGGUAUGCAGUAGUGGGAGUGCAGUCCAAUGUGUCCAUUUCCAAGUGUACCUAUUGCAUGGUCUCAUCUUCCAAAAUGUAUGGGAUUAUGUGGCACAUUUGAUAAGCGCUAUAAUAUAGUUCUAUGUUGGGAAUUCCCCAACCCCCUUCUGAACGGAGGAGGUGCAAAUAUUUUGGGCUUAUUCUUGACUUUUUGUAUGAGAAAAUGAAUAACUAGGGGUUUGGGGUUUUUUGCCAUUUACGGAGUUGGAUCCAGAUUGGAAGGGUUUGGAAUAAGUAGGUUAAUUUUGGGAGAAUGAUCAUUUUUAUCUGGCUAUUUUAUCUGAGAGAGUAAAGUUAGAUUUAUUCCAUCUUUUCAGGUCUUUGUCAGUUUAUUGCCAGAGAGGCUUGUAAUUUUGGAGGUGUAAUUUGUUAAGUUUUCUGGUUAUUUGUACCCCUAAGUAUCUAAACUUGGUACGGCGGAGCUUUGUCUUUGUGAUGCUGUUGAAUUCUUUUUGGAUGUGAGAGGGAGUGUUGAAGCACAUUGCCUCAGAUUUAGCAAAGUUCACCUGAAGGCCUAACACCAUUGCAAAAGUGUUGAGUUCUUCAGUCAGAGUGGUUGCUGUUUUAAUUGGGCCUAGUGUCAUGAUCAUCAAAUCAUCCGCAACGAGUCCUAGUUUAUAUGUUUUGCCUGUUAAUUCCAUACCCAUGAUAUUAGGGGCUGCCCGGAGUCGAAUUGCUAUGGGUUCCAGGGCCAGGAUGAAUAGAAAGGGAGACAGCGGGCAUCCUUGCUUCAUGCCUCUUUGGAUUGCAAUGGUGGUGGAAUCCAUAUUGUUGAUUAUGCAUUUAGCUGAGGCUUGGGAGUAAAUUUGUCUGAGGGUUUGUAGUACAGAAGGACUGAAGUUCAUGCUGGUUAAUACUGCUAGUAGGUAUUUCCACUCGAAGCAAUCAAAGGCUUUUAGUAUAUCUAGGGACAUAAUUGUUGGUGGGUUUUUAGUUGUUUUGCUAUGGUUGAUCAGGUUCAGUAACUUACUGAUGGGAUUUGUUAUGUUGCAACAAGGGACGAAGCCAGCUCGGUCUGGGGCUAUUAGUUUGUGCAGGAAGACUUAGCCAGGAUUGAUGUGAAUAUUUUGUACUCCUGAUUUAUCAGUGAGAUCAGGGAAUAUAAUUCUACUUUGAGGCUAUCUUUGAAUGGUUUUGGGAUAGAGACUAUUUUGGAGGAGGUCCAGGUUUUUUGGGAUGGGGGGCCCUUAUAGGAUGUCAGUAAAUAGGUGAGUCAUGUAGGGCGCCAGACUUACCUUGAUUUUUAGAUAUAUAUAGAAUUCUGCUGUGAAGCCAUCUGGGCCUGGGGUUUCAGAUUUUUGAGGAGCAUCUUGUAAUUCCUCUGAGGUGAUAGGACUGUCCAUGAAUUCUUGUUGCUCUGCAGUUAAAAUUGGCAUGGAUAGUCCUGCUAAAAGGGUUUUGAUUUCUUACUUAUACGGGUUCUGGGAAGAGUAUAGAUUAGAGUUAAAUUCCACAAAUUCUGAAGUUAUGUCUUUGGAGGAUAAUGUUGUGUUUCAUCUUUUUUAGUAAUGCAGUAUAGUCUUGUUUUAAGAGAUUUUUUUUCCUGCACCUGUUUGAUAAUAGUCUGGAGUUUUUCCCUCCAUACUUGUAAAAUUGUUGUUUUGAGUAUAGAAUGUUGAUCAUUGUUUUAUUAAUUUCUAGUGAGUCAAUCUCCCUUCCUUUUGUUCUAUGAAUUUAUGGAGUUUUUUAAGCUCCUGCUUGUUUGUAUCGUGUUGAAAGAGCUAUGAUGUCUUAUUCAAGUUUGCUAAUUUUUGAGGUUUGUUUUUUGAGUGAUGCUUUCUCUUUUAUGCAAGCUCCUCUAGCGACCCAGAGAAGGGGGCUUGUUAAGUUGUCUGCAUCAUUUUCCUUGAAAUAGUUUUGAAGAGUUUUCAUGAGACUUUCUCUAGUUACUUGGUUUGUGGUUAGGAUAGAGCUAAAGGACCAUGAUGGAGUGGUUUGUGUUCCCACCAAUGUUUGUUGUUUCAACCAAGGGGAUCAGGCUUUAUGUGAGCAGAAUGCUAUCCAGUCUGAACGUUGUGCCAUGGCGCCCGGACUGGAAUGUGUGACUGGUGUCUCCUGGGUUUUUUUCACCCCAGAUGUCCUGUAGGCCUCCAUUUUUUAGCAUUUUUUAAUGAUUUCCAGGUGGAAAUCCUGCCACCCUCUCACAUAACUUGGAACUUGUUAAGUAAAUGGUAAGAAUGAAACCUUGGUAAAAUCCUUGAUUGUUGCUUGGCCUCCAGGAUGCUCAUUAUCCUAGCACAAAAAAAUCAGGAAGGGACUGGUAUAGUGGAUUACAGCUGUCCCAUUCCUAGCUGUGUGCAUUUGAAUCCUACUGAAGGCUGAGCUUGUGUGUGCUGAGUGUAAGAUUGAACCAUUGUUUUUGAAUAAGCUGAUCACUCUUAGACACACUCUAUUCACUGCCAGAGCUUGACAAGUAAGCAAACUAGUCUUAGCGUUUUUCUGUGGAUAAAAAACAUUGCACCUCUUUAAUUUGUGCAGCAGAGUAGAAAGCUAGUUCGUAAAAGAACUAAGAAAUUUAAGAAAGGCUUAUUUCAGUUACCUCUUGUACUUCCUCCAAGGAGCUUGGGGCCGUGUAUGUGAUUCUCCACUAACCAAGUUCAUCCUCUCGGCACCCAUGUGAUGUAGGUUAGGUUAUGAAGUGGUUCACCGACUGAACAGGAAUUUGAACCCAGAUCUGUCUGAUCCUAGCCUGAGCCACAAUUUGGCUAUUCCUGCACUGUUCACUAUUUCAUAAUUCUUCUAUCAUAUUAUUUUCACAUACAUAUCCCAAAUGCUAUUUUCAGUUUCUCAGAAGGAAAGCCAGAUGCAUUCUAGAUAAAGUCCAAAUUGAGCAGGUCUGGGGAGGGGAGGGGCAAUUUCCUUGCUUACUUUACUAACUAAAGCAAACUUCUGCUCCAGUGGUUUUCCUGAACCAGUAUGCUGCCACCAUUUAAUAUCACUUACACUCUUUUCUGUCUUAACUUACCAAUACUUCAUGGAACAAAGCCAAUCAGGUCUAGGUACUAUAUUUAACAAAGAUAUUAAAAGUUUUAUUUAAUACAGGAUUAUAUAUUGCACAGGUUUGUGUGGGUACUUUAAUAUAGUACUGUCUCUUUAAAUGGGUUUGUUUGUUUGUUUGUUUGUUUGUUUGUUUGUUAAAUUUCUAUCCUGCCCUUCCUCCCAAAGGAGCCUAGGUAAACACAUUGAUAACUUGUUACUGUCGCUUUAAAUGCCAACAGCUUAUUUUGCACUACUGUUACUGAACUAAGAGAGCUUAGAGGAAUCAGUGAUUAUGAAAGCUCCUCUGCUAGACUGCUCUUGUAUUUACUGCACCCCGUUUAAGCCCCACCAACACAUUUGAGAGCUCUAUUUCAAACCCUACUUGACCGAUUGAAUUGAAGGUCUGUUUUUGCUGUCCUGUCCUGGACUCUUUUCUCUGCCUCUCCUGCCAGACACCAGAGCCUAGUAUUCCAUACUGCCUCUCACUUCUGCUCUUCAUAGACAGGUUAUCUUCUCAUCAUCUAUGCCAAGUGAUUCAGCUACCCUAGUAAGUCUUAGGCUACUAGUCACUCUGGCUUCCUUUCAGGUCUUCUUCCUUCUUCCUCAAUUCUUCUCCUUUGUUUUUGUCAUCAUCUUCUGCAUUCACCACAGAAGCCAACCAUCAGCCAAAACAAACCGACCCUGACUGACUAGCACCCAGCCAUAUAUUCAUUUUUUCUGCCUCCCAACCCCCAGUCUAGCCCCAGCCAGUCACAAUAAGAAUUAUGAGCCGCAACCACCAAGAUACUAUGCAUACUUUCUAUCCUUCUUUUGCAUACUGAGACUUCUGUUUCCAACCCCUACUCAACUGUCACUUAAGGCCCCUCAGUGACAGAUAAACCAAAGUUCACCUUACCAGACUUCCCCAUCAAACACAUUGCAACAUACAUUACAAUACGAAUGACACAAUAUCCAUUAAAAGCAGUUCAAACAAAUUGGUUUUCUUUACAAGGUCUAAAAGGGGUAGGGAGAUUGUGGUGUUACCUCCAGUCCUGCUACUGCUGUAUACUAUCCCUCCCUUAAGAAAAAAGGUGCAGCUUCAACAAAAAUCUGGAAGUUUGUGCUGCCACAACUAUAAUGGCAUCCUGUGUAGGCAACUUUUCUCCAGCCAGUAUCUCCUUUUGUAUAAAGACCAGUUCUAUAUAAAUCAAAACUUUUAUCCUAGUCAUGAAAAAUCUGGUUUGAUGCAGAUAUCAGCUAGUGGGCCAGCUACGCAUUUCAUGUUGAGCAUACUCCCUGUGCAGCAAGAAAACUGCUAGCACAUUUGCAAAGUUAAGUAGGGUCCGGUAUGGUUUCACAUUGGAUGAGGAGCCAUGUCUUUCAGUUCCUACAUUGCAGGGGGUUGGACUAGAUGACCCUCUGUGCCCCUUCCAACUCUGCAAUUCUGUGAUUCUGCUAGUUCAGUAAAAUGUAUUUUUCCAAACUUCCAUUUUUGCCUACUAAGUUGCUACAUGUGAGAGUCUUUUUCCUUCUUUUUCCUGACAUAACUACCACUUUCUAUCAUCACUAGUUUUCCAUUAAAUUACAAAUAUGCACUAGGUACGUUUGGAUGUUCUUAUUCCCUUACCCCCAUUUCUAGACUUCAGUUCUGUGGUCUAGCAUAAAAUUUUAAGAAUGCCAGUGUAAAAAUGUGUAGGCUUCCCUUUUAAACAAGCUGUUAAAAAUGUUCCAAGUAUUGUUUCAUCAGUGUAGCUUGAAAGCAUAGUUUUGCUUAUGGUAUUCCUUUUAAAUAUGAGUCUGUAUUGUAGUUUUUAAAGCCUUUAUUGAUUUUCAUGUAUUCUCUUGACCCCGUGCUAUAGUUUUAAGUUGCUCAGCUGACAACCAUGCUCAUAACACGUUGGCAACAACUGUGUGAAUAAGAUCGCUCCAUGUGUGUGGUAACUCUAUAGAGAUAGAGAUAGAGAUAGAGAUAUGUAUGAGAAUGAAUGAGAAAACUGGGUUUGAAUUGAAACACUUCAAAUAUUAACUCCCUAGAGUUUUGGUGUAGGAUAGUACUGUUUAUAACACAGUCAAGGGUUGGCUUUUAGAGUCUGAUGAAUGAAAGUCCACAGUGUAAGACUGCAGCUUUUUGUGUGCAAGAAAGAGGCAUCUGUGUUAUAACAAGAGGAGGAGACCCAAUGUAGACAAAGCCAGAGUUCCUUCAUAAAAAAAGGAAUGAAUUAUUUUCUAGCUGGAGUAAAUAUUUAUACAAACAAACUUUUCUUUUCAGCUGCUCAUCAGGAUUGCUAUCGCACUACCAACUUGGCUAGAAAAUUGGUUUUCGUUGCCCAACACGGCUGCACGUGGUGCUAGGGAGGCAGAUGAGGAGUUCAGACAAAACUGGCUUGUCUCAAAGUAGAGCGAGAGGAUUUGGCUGUUUGAAAUAAAAUGUAAAGUGAUUGGGGAGUGGGGGAUAUGUCCAAAUCAAGCAGGAAGCAGGAGCUAGAUAGUAUGAAAAGUGUGUAAGGAAACUCAAGCGUAUAAAGAAUCUAGAAUGCAAGAGCUAAUUUUAAUUAAUGCUAAAGGGGUUUCUAAUGCAUUCAUAUACAUGUUGCUUGAGGCGUGGUAGUUUUUCGUGCCAUGGUCCUAUCUUGGUGGCAUGCUUCUUAUUUGUUUUGCUUUCAUGUGAUGGUGUUGUAAUUUGGCCUUGCAGUUUUCCAACUUGUCUGACAUGAGCAAGGGUUUUAUUGUGUGCUGGUGAACAGUGAGCUAAAUAUUUGGUGGCAAAUUCACAUAUUUAUAUGCAAGCUUGGUUUCUCAUAUAUCCUUCAGUCUGUGAGGGUAACCAGGGGAACCUGUGUGUUUGUAUGUAUGUAUGGACACAUUUUUUUAUGUAUGUCAACACAACAAACAAUGAUAAAGUCUCCACUAUUGCAGUAUGCUGAUCUUUAGACUCCUUAACUAUUUGGUCAUGCUGUAAUACAAAUAACACCUUCAACCAUGUCAGACACCUAAACCAGAUCAACACAAAAGGCUGAUGAAAAUUAAUAAACAGAAUUUCCACUAAUGAUUUACCCAAACAUUUCCAUAACAUUGUAUCUACUUAGAAAUGUGUAUAUGUGUUGUGCACAUGUGUAUAACUUUUCUUAAAAAAUAAAUAAUAAAAGAAGAACAGAACUUUCAUUAUAAACAGCACAGUAGUUUAUCUUGGCAUUACUCUCCCCCACCACCACCACCACCACCACAAAAAAAUGACAACCGCCUCUAUAAUUUCCUUUAUAAUCCUGAAUUUUUUGAAGAAUCAAGACAUGUCUUGAAGAAGCAUUUGACACCCCACAAUAAUAAUAUAACACUAUUCAGCUGUCUCAAACAUAGUAUUAAUAGUAAGAGAGGAAAAUUACACUUCACUGUAUUACACUCAUACAAGAAUACUGUUUUAACUUAAGGGAGAGGGAACAAUGUUAUAUCAAGUCUGCUAGCAAAUAGCUAUGGUAUUUUUCUUCCAAUGUCCAAAUAGAGGUUGUAGCUCAAAAGUGUUAUUACCAUAUUUCAUAUAUUAAUAGCAUCAUGCAAUCAUGGAAGUUUGAAGAUUAUUUCCACAGCUAAACAUUUAUAUUAUUGUAAAUAUAUCUAUUUAUUUAACUGCAUUUUUAUACCAAUUGUAAAUAAAACGGUUAACCUGCUUACAAAUGUAGCCACCAAGAAUUUAUCAUACAUUGCCCCAUACUAAAUUGUUGGUCACACACAGACAUGCCCAAGCCACAUCAAAUACCUUAAAUCAUUUCUGCCACCUCCACCCUCUGUUCUAUAUCAAAAAGGAAGCAAAAAGCAUCAUGUUACUUUAUCCUGCUUCCCAUUAGCCCCCAAAUAAUUUAUUUUUGUUCAGCAAAAUCUAUAUACCACUUGAUUGUAGUGAAACCUCUAAGCAAUUUACAAGAAAUAUUAAAAUUAUCAAUAAGAACAGUUAAAAACAAUUAAAAUAAGUAAAAUUAACAGUUAAACAGGCUGGCAAGCCCUAAAGUAGCCUAAUGCUUAUGGGGCAAAAAGCUGUAUUUCCAAAAAUUUGUUUCCUUUUUAAAGGGGUCGUUUGAAUCUUAAAAUAAGAGGGCUAAAGUAUAAGUAACUUUUGUUAUGCUAAAAUCUGAGGUGUUUUAAAGUCCUUCCUAACGAAAUAUUCUUACAAUUCUUGCUGAAUUUAGUCUGAGUAUGAUUAACAUAGAUGUUGUAGGUUGGUUGGACUUGAAAGAUUACAUUCCAGGCAUACACAAGUAAAUUCUUAUUCAGAUGUCAGUGAAAAUGUUUAAAUAAUAUCAUUCACUUGUUAAUAACUUUAUGAUGCAGUCCUAAACAUAUUAACUACCAUGCAAGAUCCAUUCAAAUUAGUGGGAUUACAGUACACCUCACUGAGUGAACAUGUUUAUAAAAUAAAGAUUGUAAAGUACUUUUUGCAUCACAUGACUUUUAGUAAGUAGUAGAUACAAUAACUGAACACACAAGGUGCAUUUGAAAUAUUUUAAGGGUUGCUUAUUUUGAUUCAACUUUAUGUUUAAUGAGCAUUUUCAGUUUUAAUCGCACUAUGAUAGUUGUUGUUGUUGUUAAUAUAAUUUACAAUUUCACUAUAAGGACCAAAAUUAUAAAAUAAAGAGUAAUUGAAAGACUGUGAUAUAGGAGCAAAGGAGUUAGAGCAGAGAACUGUAAAUUUACCAUUACACCAACCAGACUAGUUCCUGUUUUGUUUGCAUUUUAUUCUGUUUUCUCCUCUUGUCUAGAUUUCCCCCCCCCCCCCCAUUCAUAGCUAUGGAGAACUGACUGACUUGCUGUAAAUGCUAGUUUUCACAGUAGGUUUGUUGUAUGCAUUUAUUUUGUUGCUAGUCCUUGAGCUAUACUUGGAGUUCAAAUAGAAAACACAAGAUGGAGAAACUUUCGGGCGGUUCGGGGGAAAGCCAUACCCAAUAGUUUUGUAAAAAGCAAACAUAAUUUGGGGUUUCUUACAGGCUGUUUUCACAUACAGCUACCAUAGAAACUAAUUUUAAUGUGCUCCUUUUUCACAGGUGCUAGACGGACUGUUAGCACAGUAUGGAACAGUGGAGAACUGUGAGCAAGGUAACACUAAAGUCAGACAAUUAAAGAAAAAAUUUAGGGAUGUAAGCAUAAAAUUACGCUGCCCCCCCCCCAUAAUAACCCUUUUCCUUUUCUUUCUUUUUCUAGUGAAUACGGAGACAGAGACUGCAGUAGUUAAUGUAACAUAUGGCAAUAAGGAUCAGGCCAGACAGUAAGUGUUUAUUUACUUGGGUUUUAUAUCUGAGACUUACAUCAGACUAAACGUGGCUAGGAUUAUACUAUAAGAUUCAAUUCUAUGGACUAAAAUUCAAAAUUGUGGGCUAAUGCAAUUGCCGUAACUUCUUGUUUGAUUGAAUGGCAGUUCCAUUGAAGCUGAUGGAAAUCUUAAUUGGCGUUUGUGGAAACUGCCAUAAAAGUUUGUGCAACGUAUAUGUAAAAAUACAAUUUAUAUCUAGAAGACACAAGUCUUCUAGUCCAGUAUUUUUCUUACCUUUUGGAGGAUUAAGCCUGUUCCUAAUUUCUAGUUAAUAUAUCCGAGGAUUUCAGAAUUGGAUGUAAUGUAAGCUUGUUACAUCGUCUGAGCAUUCAUAGUAUUCUGUUUCAUUCUGAGGGGUCAGGGAGAGGGUAUUAACAUUUAUCAGUGGCUUUACAGCAUGUCUGAUGAAAUAUACAUUAUGAUAUAAAACUUCUGCCGUCACCCAAAAUGGUCUGCCUUUAACCUUGGCUCUUAAACGCUAGCUCAAGCAAAAUUUUAAAGUAUUCUGCAAAAUGAUCAGGGUUCAAAAUUUGCUAGGUCUCCCGCAGAAGCGAAUUCCAUAGUAGUAGGCAGCCACUGGGAACAAUAUUUAUAUGCCCUUGCUUUUUAAAUAGCCUCUCUGUAAGUAAAGUCAAGAGAGUGCUUUUAAAGGUCACAGUGGCACAUAAGUGAGGAAGAAGUCUCUGAGAUAUGCAAGAUCAAAGGUUUUAUAAGGAUAAAACAUCAGUUUUAUUUAUGCCCAGAUGCUUGAGCUCUAGUGUAAUGUGUUUUGGUUUGUAGUGCAUUGUCUAGCCUCUGCAGCAACAGUACAGUUGUCAAGACUCAUGAGCAGGUCACAACAAAAGGGAGAGUUGAUAAAAAGAUAACACCGGUCACAGUUGAAGAUAAUUUUCUAGCCCAACAUUGAAUGCUAGAACAUCUCACACUUUCAAAGCUGCAUAGCCAGGGAUGACUGGACAGCAUCAGUGUUCAGAAUAUUAUUACUCCCAUUCUCACUAGCUAUGAACAUUUGAUUUGAUGACCCUAGAUCCAAUGUACUGAGCUAUAUAAAUGGUCAGAUCCAGAGUUCUGUGAACAAGGGUAAAUUUGAAACUCAAUAAUCACUGGCUUAGAUUGAUUCAGUGACCUGGUAGCAGUCAGGGAAAUGCCUCUGACAAAGACCCUAGGAACUGCUGCUUCUCAGUGAUGAUAGCACAAGAGUGGACCCACCUUUUUAUUUGUGACAAGGCAAGUUGGGUCUUUUGCCCUGUAUUUGUAUCCAAGGCAGCUGUCUACCAGUUCCAUCUGGUUCCUACCUGCCUGCGCACUGUCUCACCAGAAUGGUGCAUGCUCUGGUUAUCUCCUGCUUGGAUUACUGUAAUGCACUCUACAUGGGGCUUCCUUUGAAGGUGACUCAGAAACUACAACUAAUCCUGAAUGUGGCAGCUAGACUGGUGACUGGGACUGGCUGACAGGACCAUAUAACAACCCCCCUCAGCAGCAGAUUUUAAAAUUCCUGCUCUAUAUUCCACCAAUCUGCUAUGUUAAAUUGGAUGCAGAAAAUGCAUGUAUAAGUGUACCUUCUCAUAUGGACACUUUGGAUAGAAUUCUGCAUCCCGUGAGCAUAAUUAUUCUCUCCUUCCCCACCCCUCACUUUCACAUGAACUUCAUAAAAACAAAAAGAAGUUAAAAGAUACAGUAAUAGUCUGUCUCUUUCAAAACUUGCACUGUCUUGAAUAUCUUGUUUACUGUGCUGUUCCUUUGAAAUAAGCUGCUCUUGACAGUUGUUCCAUCCUCCCACCUGUUGUGUAACAUCCUCUAGGAAAAUGUAUAGCUGCAUUGCUGUGGAAUGCAAGCUUUUAAACUGAAGCAGGAGUUAUAAAAUACUUAAACUACUCUCUCACUGUCCUGUUAAACCACUACAAAAGAAUUAAAAUGAGAUCCAUUGGAAAACUGAGAAAGAAUUCAAGAACUGUUCUGUUAGUUUCAUGUAAGAAUGUUACAAAGGCGAUACUGAGACCAGUUGUGUGUGUGGAGAAAAGCACCCCAUCUCCCAUGAGAUCUGUUCUGGAUCAUAUACCAUGAAGGGACUUGUUGCAUGCUACAAAUUGGUCAGUGCUAACCAACUGACAGCUUAAUGCGCCUUUAUGCAAUAUUGCAAUUAGCUAUUUACGUGAUUGCUUGUGGGGAAGUAGCACUUGCCUCUAGGCAACCAGGUGCAGCCCCGCAGCAGGUGUGUGUGAGCAGCAAAAGAGGCAGAGAGUGAGUUUGCCAAGUCUGGUUGGCUCCUUGCCCUGCCUGGAGAAAGCGAGUAAGGGUGCUAUUCGCUGCUGUGUCUAAAAACUCUAACUGACUCCUUUUUAUUAUAUACAAGACAUCACUUCAUUCCCCAUUGACUUAUUUAAAAGUGAGUACAUCCUGAUACAUUAAAAGGGCAAAUUAUUGAGGCAUGUGUUUUGGCUGCUAUCCGUGUGUGUGUGUGUGUGUGUGUGUGUGCGCGCGCGUGUGUGUGUGUGUGUUCGCAAGCAACAUUUUUGCAUUCCCUCAGGUGAAAGUGAUAAUAGAAUCAUCGAAUUGCAGAGUUGGAAGGGACCCUGAUGGUCAUCUAGUCCAACCUCCUACAGUGCAGGAAUCUCAACUAGACCAUACAUGACAGGUGGUCAACCUCUGCUUGAAAACCUCCAGUAAAGGAGAGCCCACCACCUUGGACAUAAUCUCCAGCACAAAAUCCAGUAUUUGAAUCCCAUUGAUUUCAGUGGAAGUCAAACAUGCUUUCAGUUUUCCAGUUUUAAUAAAUGGGUCUUUAAAAGAACUUAACUGUGGCUGGAUCGUGCACUUAGUUGUUCAUCGAUCUCUGUUGCAGAAGAACCAGCCAGAUUGAAAGAAACCAACUUUCUGAGGGAUUUCAAUUUGAAACUCAGAUCUAUAUAGAACAGGGGCUGGCAGCCUAGGGCCCCUGGGCCACAAGUGGCCCAGGGGGGUGGUUUAACUGGCCCACAAGCAGCCCUUGAACCGAGCUGCCCGUUCAGUGAGUCCCCGUGCACUGCGCAGGGACUUGCUUCCGCAGCGACGGAAAUCUCAUCUGCGUAGGCACAGACACCUGAAAUCGCAUCUGCGCAGAUGCCGAAAACUGUGGGCACGCGCGUGUGCAAUCUGGCCCACAGAGGAGUCUCUGCUGGAGUGAACCGGCCCAGGCAAGGUAAACCUUGCCGACCCUUGAUAUAGAUAAGCAGCACUUUCUCUUCCAUCAGUUUGCUGGAAUUCUGUAAACAUGUAUUUCAAUCCGCUUAGCACUAGCAAGUCAUUAAUGGGGGCACUGGUCUCAAAAGGCAGAAAAUAUGAGUUCUGGCCAUGAGGAGAUAAAAACAAAGCAUUCUACAUUCCAAAGUAUGUUAAUAAUAAAACAUAGUGAUAUAUUCAUUGGAACAUAGGAUGCUGCCUUAUCCCAGGUCUGAUUGUUCAGCAGCAUAGCUCCAUACUGACUACUGGCUGACUGGCAAUGGCUCUCUAGGAUUUGAGGUCGUUACUUUCCCCAUCAUCUGGUACCUGAUCCCUUCUAUCUGGCGAUGCCAUAGGCUGAAUUUGGGAUGUUCGGCAAAGCAUGUGCUCUGCCACUGAACAACCGUCCUUCCUAUAUGUUGGGAAAGCAUUCUAGAGUUUCUCCCGUAUGACCAUGGGAAUACAUGGAAGAGUGGUAGGCAGUCAACAAUCCCUUCUUGCAAGGUUCUUCAUGCUUACAGAAUUGAUUUUGAAGCGCUGAAGCUUAGUCCAACAUUGCCCACUUCAGGCCGUGACAAAAAUCCCACUAUUGAACAAGGCUUUUAAAUUAUUUGCUAAGGUGCUUGAAGUCUGCCCCAGCCCUCUUCUUUUUGUACUCUGUGUAUGGUGAAUAGUGACAGAAGACAACGUGACCAGGUGGCAAUUGUAAGACAUCUUUUUGAAAGUCUAAAUAUAAUGGUGCUUACUUCUGAAUGAAUAGGAUUGCACUGAAAUGUCACCUUGUUUGUUGACCCUUCAGUGAUAGGGAAAAUAAGGCGACCAAACAAUUCCCCUUCCCCCGAAGACAUAAGAAUUUUGAGAACAGUUAAAUCUUUCAUCAUAGCACUUAUAUUUGUUCAUGUUAAAAUUCUAUUAUAAUGCAUACUACUCGGGAGCAGCUCAGUUGCUAUGGAAACUUUUAACUUCCCUUAAUUUCCUGAAAUUAAUACUGUUGGUCAUUUGUGUUUUUAGAGAUGUUUGUUGCUAUUUGCUUUCAAGUACUCCAUACAGUUGUACUUUAAAGUAACUCAGUACAGCUAACCAGAAAGGAUUUGGCCAUGCCUUUUCCUACAUUGAGAUUGGAUCUUUUUCUACACCAAGGUAAUGUGUAGCCAAUGCUCAUUUUAGAGCCCCAGCCUUAUUCAGUUUCCCAUCCCUAUGAGUGUGCCAAAUGCUGUAUAAAAUUGAGCUGUCAGUUGUUCACUCAUGUACAAAAGAUUGUGUGGUGUGAUAAAAGUCAGAGUUCAGUUUCUAUCUGAAACCUCCUUUUCAUCUCUAUACCUCACUUCUUCUGAAGACCAGAUUACACUCAUGUGUUUCAAAGAGGAUUUUACUCAUUUGCUGAGGUGGUUAAGUACUACUUCAGAAUUUAUAGUUACUUACAAUAUGAUGGUAAAGGAGUUGUGUUCAGGUAUGUUUACUUCUAACACCUUUUUAACAGUUGUAGGGAAAGCAACUCACACUUGUCACGCACGUAAAUGUGACAGAUUUUAGCAGAGGUUGAAAACUGUAGGAACCACAGAGAAAGAACUGUAUUUGAGCAGGAGGGAGGGGGGCUUCCAUUAGCAUGCCUGAAUUGAUUCCCAAAGGAAUUGUUCUCCAGUACUUAAAGGCUUGUGUGCUUUAUGGGCUUGUGAAAGUUAGCAGAACCAAUAUAAACCAUAGUGCAAAUUAUGAAAUUUGGUAAUUAGGCUGUGCCACUUGACCCCAGGUGUCCUGAUAUUUUGAGGUCCUUGUUUCACAGUAUGGGAAAUCAUAGGAUUGUUAAAUAAAUAAUGAAAAGAACAAAUACUAUUUCAUGGUUCAAGUGCUUGUUUCUUGUUUCAAGGGCAUUAAUAUGUUUUACAUGAUGGUGAAUAAAAUACUAGAGCUCUCCCUACAAGCUUACAGUUUAAAACUGUAGGAAUAGAAGGCUAUGAUGAUCUCUGUGUUAUGGGUCUGUUACUUGUGAGCGAAAAUGCCUAACAUAAUGAUUUCUUGUUCUGCCAGCUCCCACUUACAAAAUCUUCCCUUCCUUGCAAACCUGUACAGAGCCAUAGAAAAACUGAACGGAUUCCAGCUUGAAAACUACUCACUGAAAGUUGCAUAUAUUCCUGAUGAAAUGGCAGCGCAGCCACCUCCUCAACAGCAUCCACAGGGGAGACGUGGAUUUGGGCAGAGGGGUCCUCCCAGGCAAGGUUCGCCUGGCGCAGGUACAAGGCAAAAGCCACAGUCUGAUGUUCCACUACGGAUGCUGGUUCCUACCCAGUUUGUAGGAGCCAUUAUUGGAAAAGAAGGAGCCACCAUAAGGAACAUCACAAAGCAGACACAGUCAAAGUAAGUUGUCCCAUUACAUCUUUCUAGGGUGUUUUUAUUUCAUGGUUGCUGAGGUUUUGAUAAUAAAAUAGUUCAAUACAGUGGUACCUCUGGAUGCGAACGGGUUCCGUUCCGGAGCCCCGUUCACAUCCUGAGUAGAACGUAACGCGUCUGCGUGGGUCGUGUUUCGCUGCUUCCGCAAAUGCGUGUGACAUCAUUUUGAGUGUCUUUGCGAGCGGCGAAACCCGGAAGUAACGCACUCUGUUACUUCUGGGUCACUGCGGAGCGUAACCUGAAAAUGCUCAACCUGAAGCAUAUUUAACCCGAGGUAUGACUGUAGUUUAACAAUUGGGGUGUGGUAAUAUAUAGGAAGAGAAGAACUCUUUUCUGUUGGAUCUUGUUCAGCAGGUCAUGUGAGCAAGGAUUCUGGUCCUGACCAGGCAUGCCUCAGUACUAUUGCUGUGAACUUUUGCUUUACGGUAUAUUACCAAAUUUGAGAAAAUAGAUCAGUAUUGGGAAUAUGUCAUACUGAUGCUAUGAGUGCUGAGGCCUCAGGUAAUGAAAGUGAAACAGAACUGUCAAAAGAAGUACAGUACCCGUAUGUGAAAUAAGAUUGAUGUUAUAUAGCAGCAGGGAUGGGCAACAUGAAGCCUGCCUUGUACUCUUGCCCUUUACGUCCAAGUUGUUAGCAUUGCUAAUUUUGGUGGUCACGGCCAGUGUGUGAAAGCCAAGUACUACUUGCUUUGGCCAUUUUCCAUGGAGAGAUAUCACUACAUUAUUAUCCACUCAGUAUUUUUAUGUCUACACCUGGCCGUUAUGUUACAAACAUGACCAAGCCAAACGUUGCAUUACAUUCAGAUAUCUUUUUAAACCAGGUUGUUUUAAAAAUAAUUUAAUAUAACUGCUUGGUUUUUUGCAAAAUAUUUUAGUAUCACUUUCUCAUCCUGGUUUCAGUUUUCGGUUUAGUGACUACCUACUGUUAGUGAUAAUUGUUGUAUGUUGAGCCAUACUUAAAAUGUGAAUUGAAGAAGGGAGGGAGGAAUUUUCAAGGACAAGGCAGGAGAAGAGGAGAGGAGCAUGCCAAGCCUGCAGGAUAGGUCCAGUGUCUGAUCUGGGCCAGUGUGGAUCUGUAAUAGAUUCUCAUUAAAACUUAGUCAAGGGAUUCUAUCCAAAGAAAUCAAGACUUUGUAUUUCAACUUAGUGCAGACUUUAAUUUAUACAGCCAUGUUAGUGCUCUAGGGUUAUUUCAGAACUUCGAAGUAAGACAUUCAACUGAAUUGGAGGAUUUGUAGUAGAGCAGUGGUACAAGUAGUGAAAUGAAUGACAAGCAACUGACCAAAGUUUGACUUGUCUUGUCACUUGCAACAGAGAAAGAGCUUGAGGGUAGUGGUUUAUAGGAGUGCAUAACAAGAUGCGGACAGUCCCUUGAUAUACUAUAUUAGCGGAACUGCCUAAACUGCCCAUGAAGUUAACAGUUUGAGCAAUGUGUUGCUUUAUCCAGUUUUAUUGUACAUAGUGAGUGAAUAUCAUUUUAUAGAAUUUUGCUGGAUACUCAAACUUUAAAUAGAAUGACUUUCUUCAGAGUUGCCAUUGUUCUGAUGCUGUAAGAAAUGUGUACAGAAAUUGUUUUUUGCAUGCAUGCACAGCUGAUGAUGGAUGACCACUUUUUUGUAUUACAAUAUUCAUUUGGGCCCCACUGAACAGGAUAGAUGCUUUUUUUGUGUAUGAAUGAGGAUGCAUAUCCACAUCUGGAACCAUCAGCUGUUGCAUGCAACCUGAACUGUAUCAAGGCCCACAAGUUCAUAGACAAUUUUCUCUACCAAAGCAGAACUCAAGACUGCUCUCUCAAGACGGAAUGCACAAUUUUUACUACUUUUUGUUUCUUUGCAGAAUUGAUAUUCAUCGUAAAGAAAAUGCAGGGGCUGCUGAAAAACCAAUUACGAUCCAUUCUACUCCAGAAGGGUGCUCAACCGCUUGUAAAAUUAUCAUGGAGAUAAUGCAGAAGGAAGCGCAAGAUACUAAAUUGUGAGUAAAGAAUGCUUUUAUUAAGAGGUCAUUGGGUUUUUUAAUAGUCCAUCUGAAGUAGAUAAUUGACAGUUUGUAAGAAUGGAACUGAAAAGUGAACCCAUAGGAAUGUCAGGUCUUGAUCCUUGUACUAUGUUUAUGUGUAAUAUAAUUAUAAAAUAGCAGAAGACAACUGGUGAGCAAUUCUGAAGCAGAAAAGUAAGAGAUUUUUGUUUGUUACACCUUUCAGCACCUUUUUGUGCAAUUAAAAGAAAAUGUAAGAGGAUGGGUGGUUGGUUGCUUUUCAGAUAAAUUCCUGACAUUUGAUGGUUAGGAAUGAUACUCCUGAACCAGGCAUACAGGCUUCCAUAGUGAGCUAUUCCCAGGCCACCUAGCAAAGGUUAGGUAAAUAAUGUCUGAAAAGCCAGAUAACUAGUAGCAGAAGUAAUUGUUAUGGUAUUCAAACCUAACAUGCAGCAAAUGAAAGACAAAUAUCCUUUGUAAAAGAAACCUAUGGGAGAAGGGCAACCUUCUCUCUUCCCACACUUCAUGCCUGUUUUUCUUCACUUGUAAGCUGGAAGAGGGGAAUACACCUGAGUUCUUGCUUAAGCUCUGUUGUAUCAAGUUGAAACUAAAGCAGCAAAUGCCUUACAGCUGUUGACAAACUCAUUCUCCUCUUCCUCUCACCCCACCCUCAAGCUGGUGUCCAAGAAUGCCUGUGGCUGUUGGGUAGAAAAGAAGACUGAGCUUUCUUUGGUAACUGAGAAUACAUGAAGUGUAACAGAUGCAGCCUGCUCUGUUUUCUACCCAGAGAUGGAAGGAAUCUGCGUCUAAUAAGUGUGAAGGAAUCCCGCUCAAGGGUCAUGGAAAUGGCAGAAAAGUUCCUUCUGCAAAACAGCCUUUUCCAUUAGUUAUUCCUAUGGAUUAAGCAGAACAAUUAAUUACACUUGAGGAAAUCAAGCAGGUUUUUUCUUGACUUAGAGGAAUUUAUCAUGACAGUUUAAGAGUCUCCUGAUUACAUGGUUAACUGUCUGAGCCCUGAGUCAUUGGAGAAUGACUCAACUUUUUGAUUUGUUACUGAUAGUGAAUUAUGUGACUCUUGAGUUCAUGCAAUUCUCUGGACUGCUUACAGUACAGAAGAAAUUCCCUUGAAGAUACUAGCACAUAACAAUUUUGUUGGCCGCCUCAUUGGCAAAGAAGGAAGGAAUUUGAAGAAAAUCGAGCAGGACACAGACACUAAGAUCACAAUAUCCCCGUAAGUAUUCAAUUCUUGUGAAAUGGUAUAUCUUAGUUUUUUAAAAGUGCUAUCACUUUUUAAGAGCUUCCUCCCCAAGUUUCAGCCACAGCUAAUACAAAUUAACAGAUGCAUAAAUCAACACCCAAAUCCACUUUUUACUGAGAAUAGGAUGAAACCUUUUCUAGGAAGCCAUAUGAUGAGCUGGCAACUUUAAAUGGUGUUUUUAUCAGAAUUAGUUUAAUGACCAGUGAGGUUUCCUGAAAGCUAGUGUCCCUGUGUUGAAAGCAUUGCUAAUUCCAGUAAAUAUAUUUGGCUGUGCAUAGAAAUUACUUACUAGUUGUCUUCAGUAUGUUACGUCCUUUUGUGUGUGUUUUUAUAGUAAUUUUUAUUUGCGUGUUUUACAUAUUUUGCAUGUUAAGUCCUUUGGGUUCCCUUGUCUACAAAUACUAUCAUAAAAAAUAUUUAUUAAGGCACAACCACCACCUCCCCCAAUUUGCCCCAUGGCACUGAUCCAGAGAGCAUCAGGUUGACCUGACUUGGGAACCACCACCCCAGAUCUAGUCCUAAAUAAGUUUGGGGCCAGGGCCACUGUUUAAAUAGGGUUUCAAAACUUGUGGUCUGUCUUAAUAAAGGUGUUUAAGAGUCUUGGAAUUCCCAGGAAUGGUACAAGAGCCCCAACAGGGAUCGGAUCUAUUGAGACCCAAAGGGGCAAUAGUAGUAUCCCCUGGGGAGAAGGUUAUACAAUGAAAUCUUACUGACCGUUGGAAGUUAUCCAUGGGCCUUCUAAACAUCCUUCUCCACGGACUGGUUCUUUUGACACUAGGCAGCUACUAAAAUAUGAAUAAGGAGUAUCUUCAGUUUUGCAAGAUGGGGGUCCCUUUUUCUGCAUUGCUUACUGUCCACAGACUUCUUUCAUGGAGGUUGCACCUGACACACUCACCCAUAUGCCCAUUGUCCUUGGAAGCUGACAAUCCUCAAAAGUUUUGUUCCAGGCUGCAGUGACUUUGGCUCAAAGAAUCCCAGCCUCUUGUCAAUUCUGCAAGAUCUUUGUGUUUUCUACAUAGACAGAUCUGCCUGCCAUUCAUGUAGGAUAUUCUGUGUUUCUCAAUAGGUUUGUGUCUCCUGCUUUUAUCCCAGUCCUUAGGAGAACAGUUCACAUGUUUUGCAUGCUUGUAGAGUGAUCUGGAUCUGGUGCCUUUACUUGGAUCCUCCUUGGAAAGAGAACAGAAUACCUUCAGAAGACAGCCUGAUGACUCAUCUUAGCUUAUUGUUUUUGUGAAACGUUUCCCAGUGACUGCUAGGGACUUUUGGUUUGCUGCUCUAUUUCCUUGACUGCGGUACCACCUGGAGCUCAAGCCAGCCUUCCUCAAGAGUCUUUGGGGAAGAACACUUCUUUUGUCCCCACUGUUGUUUCCACAUUUUUCUCCUUUUUGGAGAUGCUAGUUGAUACAAGAAACAUUUUCAUAGGACUUCUUGUCUCUGGAGAGAAGUAGCACUGUUCAGUGAGUCCAGUCCUCCAUUCUAGUGUCUUGAAAGGUUGCUGUAAUUGCUUUAAAGCCCUGCUUCUGUGGAGGUCAGGCAAUAAUGCAUUUUGACCAUUGCAUCAGCAAAUACGAGCAACUACCAAUCCUUACUCUUUUCGGGCAGGGUUUUUCCUACUCUGUUGGAAACUUAAAGCUUUUGCUUUACGGCAGUGAUGGCCAAACUUGGCCCUCCAGCUGUUUUGGGACUACAACUCCCAUCAUCCCUAGCUAACAGGACCAGUGGUCAGGGAUGAUGGGAAUUACGCUUUAUGGGAAAUACCCCAAAAAAGUUUACCAGAUCACAUCCUAUAAAUUUAUUGUAAUGUUCUGCUGUAGUUGAAAUAUCCCUUGGAUCAGUUCUGUUUUAAUAAUUGACAAUACGCGAGAUUCUGCUUGCUGGAUUCCCAGUGAGGCAUCUAGUCAGCCACUGUGAGAACAGGAGGCUGGACUGGGUGGGCUCUUUUCAGGCAAAGCCCUGGUCGGUGCAGGAGGGAGCCAGACCCCAGAGGCCAGGACAGGGCCGGAUUGAGGUUGGAUGAGGCCCUCAGCUCCUGAAGUUAAUUGAAACUAAUAAAAAGAAGUUAAAGGACUUCCGGCGAGGCAGCAUGGCGGCUGCAACAGCAGAAAAGAGCUCCUGAAGCCAGCCAGAGUAAAAGGCUCUGUCUGGCCGACUCCCGGGCUCCCAGGACUGCUGCCGCCAGCACCGCCAGCGGAGAGGAAUCGGGGGUGCCCGGGCAUCUAUCAAAGGAGGCAAAACACACACACCCCACGACUGAGAUUGAGCCGGAAAGGCACCCGACCACCCCCCCAACAGCCGAGAGGAGCUCCAAAACCAGGAGGACAGUGGAGCUAACGCAAAGAGGGAGAAAGAAAGGGGGAGAGAGGAAGAAAAAGAAAGAAAGAAAAAGGAGCCCCAAAUUUACCGCUGCUGCCCCCAUCUCUGCCGACGGGAAAGCAGAGGAGAGGUAGGUGAGCACGGCAAGGCAAAAAAGGCUCCGGAAAAAAACACGUGGCUGAGCGUGCAAGGGAAACUCAGAGAAGCCGCAUAACAAAGGAGAUCACAGAAAGGAAGAAACUACCUUUCCCCCCCCCUUUCUUUUUUUUUAACCCCCUUUUUUUAACCCCUUCCUCCCCCUCCCUCCCCCUUUAAAAAAAAUAUAUAUCUUUUUUAUCCCUCCCCCCCCCAUAUACCUACUUUUAUCGCAUUUCUUUUUAAAAGAGGGGCCACGGCUGCUGCAGCCACCCUUUAUGUGAAUCUUUAUUUUUAUUUCUAUCUUUUCUACACACUAUUUAAAGACACACUUUUCCACACACACACCCUCAAUUUAAACCUCAUUUUAUUUCCACCUCAAACUCCCCUCUUAAGAAUUAAAAUGGCAGUACCCAGAAAACAGCCCUGAACCAUCACAGGCCAUUUCCUGGGACUGCCACUUCGCCCCAGACUUUCCACUCUCUUUUACCUAUCCUCUUUUACCUAUACUUUACUCAUUUUUUAAAAAAAUAAAAAUAAAAUAAAAAGCUCUAUCUAUCUAUCUAUCUAUCUAAAGAACCCCCCCUUUUUUUUACCUUUAAUUCUCAUUUUUAUCUUUUACCCGUACAUUUUUAAUUACUUUUUUACAAACAAAAAAUAAUAACAAUAAUUAGGGGGAAAUAUUAUUAUUAUUAUUAUUAUUAUUUUAAAAAAAACCAUACAAUUAUUUUUUCCCCCUCUUUCUCUUUUUAAAGCCCUUUCUUUUCUAUUUGUUGGCUUGUUCUUGAGGGGGGAAUCUUUUGCCCCCAGCUACGACCACCACUCUCUUUUAAAACAAAAAUUUCCUCCAUAUCACUGCUAUUGCUAUUGAUACUCUCCCCUUCAACUUCCCCCCUUUUUUAUUUUUCUCUCCCGUUUUGCUCUCCCCUCUCUCUCUUCACCCCUCCUCAUUUUUUCCUUUUAUCCCACCUUUCAUUUUCCAUCCCCAAUUUUGUUUUCUAUCCCUUUUAUUUUUUAAAAUCAACCCCCCCUUUUAGCCUGUUCGUCAGUUUGUUUUUGAGAGGGGAGCCCUUCCCCCCCCCACUCCCUCUUUUAAAAUAAGACUUUCCCCCAUACCAUUACAGCAGCUCACCCUCCCUCCCUCCCCUCUCCCCCUCUCUUUUCUUCUCCUUCCUUUUCCCACCCUUCCCCCUCCUCCUCUCCUUUUCUCUCCCUCCUCCCUCUCUCCAUCCCCCCCUUCCCCUAAAGGAAACACAUACACACAUUCAUAUCACCCUAUCAUAAUUUGCCCCCCUCAUACUAUAGCUAAAACUACUGCUGCAUUCUAAUACCGCUGAUAUUACUGUACUAUCUCUCCUCUCUCUUUCAACUCUCUUUUUGUCUCUCUCUCUCUCUUCUCUUUUACUCCAAUCUCCCCUCUCCCCUUCUUCUUUCUUUCUUCUUCUUCUUCCCUUUUUUUCUCCCUCCACCCUUUACAUAUAGCCUAUUUGUCUGUCUCUGUUUCUGAGCGCACUCCCAACCCCAACUUCCACCUUAACUGGACCCCAAUACCCCUUUUGGGCAUAUACAACCCCUCCUAAACACAUAUUUCCCCGGCCCCACCCCUCUAAUCUCUUGCAUCUCUACCUGCUAACCCCCCUCCCUUUAUAUGAACUGUCUGUCCGUUAGUCUACCCAUCUCUGCUUACCUGCCCCCCCCCCCGCCUCGGCGGCACCGCUGAGACAUCUACAAAAGCCCUAGAGAAGUUCUUAAAACACAGGCUAGAAGUGACACAAAUGACCACCUAAUCCAAACGCUCUGUAAAAGCCACCAGCCAACAAAGCCUGAUCAGCUCAGCAUCCCAACAAUACCCAGGAAUCACCACUGCCACAACUCCUAACCACCACACGCCCCACCCCAAGAGGACGCCAAGCCAACCUCAAACCAAAACCAUUAGGGAGACCGAGAAGACACCAACCAGGGAGAUGGCAAACAAUGCUAAGAUGGUAACUCCCCUUCAAGAUGAUGACCACCCAAUAACGAAACGAGAUCUGAGGGAAAUGGAAGCAAGAUUAGAAGCACGAUUAGAAGAAACACUGAAGGCCACAAUGGCUCCCAUGCAGGUACUAAUCAACAAUCUAACCUCCAAAGUGGAAGCUCUAGAGAACAAGAACCAAAUGCAAGAAAGAAUAAUAGAGCAAUACCGGGAGGAGAACGCACGUGUGAACAAGAAACUGGACGAACUGGUAAACCAAAUGGAAGCAGAACACAGAGAGAUGAAAAUUAAGCAAGCCGACCUUGAAGACCGCAAUAGACGUUGUAACAUCCGCUUCCGCAACUUUCCUGAAAAACAGAGGAGAAAAGCCCAGCAGACCUAAUUAUACGCUGGCUGAAAAACACAAUCCCAAGCCUGAAACUUGAGGCAGAUGACUUGGAGAGGGCUCACAGAGCCCUAAAACCUAUGCCAAAACCCAGCGCCCCCCCAAGAGACAUCAUUGUAUGCUUCACACGCUACAAAAGAAGGAAGAGGUAUGGAACCACCUCAAAAACUCAACCAACCUUCGAUAUGGAGAAACCCCCAUUCUGGCCUUACAGGACCUAUCUCAGGAUACCCUAAACCGGAGGAAAAGCCUGCGCCCAUGCACCCAGCGUCUCCAACAAGCAGGGAUCAAAUACCGAUGGGGCUUCCCUUCCGCCUCAUUGUAACAACCAAUACAACACAACACAUGGCUACCAACAUACCUGAGGCCCUGCAAAUACUAAAGAACCUUGAACUCGACCUCCCACCGGAAUGGCAACCGACAAACCCACCAAGUGACAGCCCCAACCACGAGGAAACAACAGCAAACAACUGGACAACGGUACAGAAGAAAAAGAAACAACAGAAGUGGCACAACAACGCAAACCAAUACAGGCAAGCAUCAUGCUCAGAACCGUCCCGCCGGCCAUACGACACAAGAAACCAGACCAAGAUUAACCAAACCAAUUCAUCGCAGAUGGACAACCCUACAACAACAACAACCCCAGCUGAAUGAAGCAACCAGGAAAAAACCACAAACUGAAGGACUGGUGAUUUCCCUCCCCUUUCCCCCUCUCUCCCCCCCCCCCAAAACAUAGAUUUAGUUAACACCAUCAACAUCCCCCCCAGCCCCGCACCCCCACAGGAAUCCUCACCCCAACACCUGUCCAGACGACCUCAACCACAUUCCCCAUCACCCACACCUUCAACACCCCCAUACUCCAUACUAGGGAAAAACAACUCCUCCAACCUUAAUAACACAACCCACAAUCAGGCUAAAAUCUGAUACCCAACCAGCACUAUGGUGGCACCAGAGCGUACCAGCACCCACAUCCCCACCCCAACACACCAACAAUGUUGCUCAUAACAUUGGCAACAUUGCUUAUGAACCUUAUACCUGACAGCGACGUUACAAAGUCACUUCACACUGUCUCACUGAUCACCCCCUAUCGCAAACAACAGGGGGGAUGGCCUGUCCUUGAACACGGCCUUCCACACCAGCUGAGACCUAGGACCAACUGGCUAAAUGCCAGAUGGCCUAAAAUACCCCAAACAAACACCUAUAUGACUACAUAUAGGAAACUCUCUACAACUUACCCCCUACUCUUUAACCCAAAUCUUACUCUAAUCCCAUUAGCCCCCCACCCACCACACCCUAGGUCAGCGCAACCCCACUGGUUCUUUAAACAACACGAAGAGAGAGACACAAGACAACCCGAACGGGUUGGCAGGGAUCGCCCCACAUAAUAGAUAAGCAAGAUGGCUAACCUAAAAGCAAUUACAUUAAACGUGAGGGGGCUGGGAAACCCCAUCAAAAGAAAACGCAUCACCUCAUACAUAAACACCAUGAAACCACACAUCACCUUCCUACAAGAAAUACACAACCCACCCAAAGGCAGCAAACUCCUGAGCGACCCCUGCUUCAGUCAACAGUGGGUCGCACAAGGCUCAGGGAAAGCUCGUGGUGUAGCCAUAAUACUCAGUAGAGACCUGAACUUCACUGCCACAACAGUCCUCAAGGACAAAAAGGCAGAUUCAUUUUCGCUAAAGGGACACUAGAUGGCAAAAUCAAACUGACAAUCGGCUCCAUAUAUGCCCCAAACACGAAACAAUUAGAAUUCUUCCAGAAGACACUAAACAAAUUCCUCUCCUUCUCUGAAGGGGAAGCAAUCCUAGGAGGGGACCUCAAUCUAAAUAUGAAAGGUAUAUCCCUGAAAGAUAUCCACCCCACAACCCCAUGGGCAACCUUCCUCCGAAGGAAACCCCCAACAACCAGGAACUCUUACAAGUUACUAAAAAUGCUAAAAAAACGGGUCUCUACGACAUUUGGGGUGAGCAAAACCCGGGAGACAUCAGCCAUACAUUCCAAUCGGGACGCCAUGAUACAGUGUCCAGACUGGACAGCAUUCUACUCACACAGGGUCUGAUCCCCUCAGUAGAAUCAACAAACAUAGGUAACAUUAAAAUCACAGACCACGCCCCAGUAGAAGUCAUUGUUAAAAUAGGAGAAGGAACACAAACCACCCCAUCAUGGUCCUUCAGUCCCAUCCUAACUACAAACAAACAAAUUAGAGAGAGUCUCACAAAAACCCUCCAAAACUACUUCAAAGAAAACGAUGUAAACAAUAUAACAACCCCCCUCCUAUGGGACGCAAUGAAAGCGGUCACCAGAGGAGCUUGCAUAAAAGAGAAAACAUUCCUUAAAAAACAAACCUCCUCAAAAAUUAGCAAAAUAGAACAAGACAUCACAGCCCUCUCAUCACGCUACAAACAAACAGGAUCUAAAAAACUCCUCAAACUUAUAGAACGAAAAGGAGAGAACUAGACUCCCUAGAAAUUAACAAAACAAUGAUCAACAUUCUAUACUCUAAACAACGUUUCUACGAAUAUGGAGGAAAAACUCCAGAUUACUAGCAAAUAGAUGUAGGAAAAAAGCACUCAAAACAAGAAUACACUGCAUCACCAAAAAGACGGCAACAUAACAUUCUCCCCGAAGAAAUAACCUCAGAAUUUGCAGAAUUCUACUCCAACCUAUACACCUCCCAUAACCCACCAGAGAAGGAAAUCAGAACAUUUCUAGCAGGACUGACCAUGCCUACCCUAACUGAUGAGGAACAGGAAUUCAUGGACAGCCCUAUCACCCCAGAGGAAAUAGAUGCGGUCCUCAAAAACCUGAAACCACACAAAGCCCCAGGCCCAGAUGGCUUCACAGCAGAAUUCUAUAAGAAAUUCAAAGAACCCUUGAUGCCCUACAUGACCCGCCUAUUCAACGACAUCAUAAAAGGGGGCCCCAUCCCCAAAACCUGGACCCACUCCAAAAUAGUCUCCAUCCCAAAACCACUAAAAGACAGCCUCAAAGUAGAAUCAUACCGCCCAAUCUCAUUAAUAAACCAAGACUACAAGAUAUUCACAUCAAUCUUGGCCAACCGCCUAAAAAUCUUCCUACACAAGUUAAUAGCCCCAGACCAGACUGGCUUUGUCCCUGGCCGCAAUAUAACAGACCCCAUCAGGAAACUACUGAACCUGAUCGAACACAGCAAGGCAACCAAACUCCCAUUGACAAUUAUGUCCCUAGACAUCCUCAAAGCCUUUGAUUGCUUGGAGUGGAAAUACAUAUUAGCAGUACUAACUAACAUGAAAUUUGGCCCCAACUUCCUACAAAUCCUCAAACAAAUAUACUCCCAAGCCUCAGCAAAAUGCAGAACUAACAAUAUGGAUUCUAACACUAUAGCUAUCCAAAGAGGCACGAAACAAGGAUGCCCACUGUCUCCCUUCUUAUUUAUCCUGGCUCUGGAACCCCUAGCAAUCCGCAUCCGAGCAGCCACAGACAUCAAGGGAGUGGAAAUAAAAGGCAGAACCUAUAAAUUAGGGCUCUUUGCAGAUGACCUAAUGGUCACAACACCAGACCCCAUAAGCACAGCAACCUCCCUAAUCAGAGAACUCAACACAUUUGCAAUGGUGUCGGGCCUACAGGUAAAUUUUACAAAGUCAGAAGCUAUGUGCUUCAACACCCCUCCUCACACCCAAAAAGAACUCACGAAGGUCACCAAAAUAAAACUUUGCCACACCAAGUUCAGAUACCUAGGGGUACAAAUAACCAGAAACCUCAAUAAAUUGUACCUCCACAACUACAAGCCCCUGUGGCGACAAAUUAACAAAGACCUAAAGAGAUGGAAUAACAUGAACUUCACUCUCUCAGACAAAAUAGCCAUGAUCAAAAUGAUCACACUCCCAAAACUAACCUACCUAUUCCAAACCCUCCCAAUCUGGAUCCCCUCAACCCAACUUCGCAGUUGGCAGAGAAAACUACACUCUUUCAUCUUCUCACAUAAAAACCAAGAAUAAGCCCCAAAUACCUGCACCUCCCCACCUCAGAAGGAGGAUGGGGAAUCCCCAACAUAGAAGCAUAUUACAAUGCCAACCAAAUACGCCACAUAAUCCCAUAUAUACUAGAAGAUGAGACAAAACAAUGGGUACACCUAGAGAGGGACACAAUUGAAAACACCUGCACCACAACAUACCCACUCCUCCCAAACAAACUAAAGAAAAUUCCCACAACACUUAACAGGUACACACAGACCAUGCUCAAAGCAUGGAAAACACAAAUAGGCAAACUAUCCCCAACCCCAUCCCCACUAAUCCCCCUGGCGUACCACCCAUUAUUCCACCAUGCAGCACAAAACCUCAAGAUAAAAACCUGGCGAACCAAAGGCUUAUAUCGCCUAAUAGACUUUUAUAAAAAUAACAAACCCUUGUCAACACAAGAAAUACAAGACAAACUAGAAGACACCCAAAUGCCCUGGUUAACACAACACCAACUACAUGCCCUCUUAAACAACCCAACAGUAAAAUCAGCAGCAACUAGGCCCCUGACAACCUUCGAAAACCUCCUCCUAACAACAAAGGGAAACGGUAAAGGGACGGUAUCCGCAAUAUACAAAAUACUACUCCAUAAUCCCGCAAAUCCCAUACACCCAAUCAAAAAACAAUGGGAGAAUGACAUAGGCUAUGACAUUAACCACACUCAAUGGACCAGAAUGUGGUCUAAACCCCCCAUUAAAUCCAUAUCAACGAAAAGAAAAGAACUCACACUGAAACUCACCUACAGGUGGUACCUAACACCAAGGAAACUAGCGCUAAUACACCCAGGAACCUCACCAAAAUGCUGGAGAGGGUGCACCUCCACAGGCACAUACCUCCACAUGUGGUGGGAGUGUCCCAAAAUCCAACUAUUCUGGACAACAGCCAUACAAGAAAUAUGUAAAAUAACUAAGCAAGUAAUAGACAUCACCCCAGAAUUGGCCCUACUAAACAUCUUCCAAGACAACAAUGCCCAUUUACACCACAAAGAACUCAUAACCCACCUGCUCUCAGCAGCCAGAAACACCAUAACCAGACACUGGAGAGACCUGUCAGGAGUAAGCAUGGACCAAUGGUACCAAAUAGUAUGGGAAACAGCCCUACUAGAAAAAUUAACUAAUAAACUGAAACUGACACGGGGACAAACAGAAGAAGACGCCUUCACUCCGGUAUGGCUCCCCUUUAUCACAUACACAGCCCAACAGGACAAUGACAAUAAUCCACCAACAGCAUACAAAUCAAUAUGGCUAACCUGAUCCAAAACACCCACCCACCUCACUCACACAUGAAAAGAAAGAUCACCACAGCCAAUCACAAGCAAACAAUCACACCCUAGGCCAACCCCAACCUCUCUCACCACCAAAGGAACACAAGUGAACAACACAAGCAACGCUAACACCAAACUCUACAUACAUUAAACAUAAUAGAAACACCGCCACCCGACCCCACCCCAUCCAUCUUCCCUCUCUCCACCCCCCUGUCUUUUUCUUUUUUUUUUCUUCUCCCCCUAAUGCCUCAACAAAUGAAACGGAUUUGUAAAAAUGUUACAUGGAAAAAAAAAAUACGAGGCACUACACUUCUGUAAAACAAGAAAAUCCUUAAUAAAAUAUUUUUAAAAAAUUAAAAAAUUGACAAUACACUUGGGAAAAUGGGGUGCCAGGUGAUUUGGAGCCUUUUGCUUUAUAGGACAGGAAAGGUAAUUUUAUCUUGGUGUCUUGCGGUCGAAGAUUGUUAACAAAUGUUUAUAAAUUAGAUACAUUUCAUUUCUGUCUGAACUAUAUAUGUUUUGUUGGAUUUUUGUUGUUGUUUGCCAAGUUUAUGACUGGUAGCAAUACAAAUGAAAUGAACUGUGAAGUCCUUUUCAUCUGUAGCAAAUUGAAUUCAACACAUAUAUCUUAAACAAAAAUGCAAAUCAUUGUGCAACACUAAGACACAAAUCACAACAAAUUAUGUUGUGUGUUUGAUGUACUAGUAUGCAACAAUGUGUUCUUCGCUAAACAGUAAAUGAUUUGAGAAGUGAUUGUCAUUUAGCAUACAUAUGGGUAUCUUUAAACUAGCAAAGACUAAAAGCUCGGACUCCUCCUUCGCCUCCUGGGGCUAGAAGGAUUCUUGGCUCUGCUAUUUCUCUUUGGCUAGCUGGACUCCACCUUAUGGUCAAGGCAGGAACAAACACUUUGGAAGUAGGUUGAUGCUGCCAUGAUGCUGUGAUUUGCUUCCUGCCUCCAUUGAAUUCAGUCAUGGUUGCUGUUGCCUCAUGUAUGCUCUCCUCGGACUAGUUAUUCUCAACGUAAUUUCUGUCUUGUGCCUCCAUCGUUUCAACUUGUGUUUUCUUCCUCUGUCUGCCUCAACUUUGAGUGUGAUGUGUGUGUAAUAGUGCUAUACUUUUAUUCCUGGUGUCCACCCACCAUUUUAGUGCCCAUUUCCACCACCAUUUUGUUGCAUCUGCCAUUUCAUUUCCACCCCCUCGAAACAAAAAUACACGCUUUCAUCCUCCUUUCAACCAUUUAACUGUUAUUUAAGUUCUUCUCCAUUUUCUUUGGCUGAAAUUCAAGGAAGGGAAUAGACAGGAGUGCCUUUUUCAAUUGUUUUCUGAGUGGAGAUGGGGAAAGUGCCCCUUUAAAUCUGAACAGUAUAUCUGUUUGCAAUCCAUGGGUGGUUUUUUGUUUGUUUGUUUGUAUGUAUGUAUGUUUUGCCGCCUUAUUAGAGACACCUCAGCAGGGCAAAUACAGAAAAGUAGGCAGGCAGAUUAUUCCCAUUCGAUUGCUGCACAGGAGAAGGCUCCUUCCUUGAGCCAUCUAGUUCUGCUUACUUGGCGUGUUGCUCUGGCCAAAUGUGGUUCUCGAAGGAGGCUGUGCCUGCUCCAACAACUAGUAGUUUGGUAACACCCAGCUAUAAUGUCUGAAGGAGGGCUGGCUUGCAGGCAGUCCUGGCCAUGGGAUCCCACAAGCAACAGUUUCAAGGACUACCUCUCCCUGGGGCUUCAGCAGCUAGGAUAAUUUGGUUGUGCACAUUCCAUAGAGUGCAUUUCUGAAGUUUUCAAGGUAUAAUUACUUUCUGUUUCAGCUUUAAAUACAAACCAUUACAUGCAUAGCAGUUGACUGCUUUCUGCUUUGUAGAUUACAGGACUUGACGCUCUAUAAUCCAGAAAGGACCAUUACAGUUAAAGGCAGUAUUGAAACAUGUGCCAAGGCUGAGGAAGAAAUAAUGAAGAAAAUCAGGGAGUCGUAUGAAAAUGAUAUAGCUGCUAUGAAUGUAAGUUGAUUUCUAAUUUGGGGGUUGGGAGGCGGGUAAGUUAGUCAUUUAUUUGAUUUCCUCCCAAUAAAUAUAUUGUGUCUUUUUUACUUCAGUGGAGGAAAGCAUUCAGGUUGAUACCCAACCAUCAGCUUCAUAGAGAGAGACUGAUGCAUAUGUUUGUCCCUUCAGAUGGAAAACCAAUCUAGUUCAGUACACACACAUCAAACCCAUCAUCCCUGGCCAUUCGCUGCAUUUGCUUGGGUUGAUGAGUGUCAGAGUCCAACAGUAUGGGGCCACCAUUUCCCCAUCCCUGUUGUAGGGUGCUUCUGGAAAAUGUUUCAUUACAUUUGUUGAACGAAUAUGAGUUUGUUAUUGGCUGUGCUGCAUGCAUUUUACAGUGAUUGCUUAAUCUGACUUGCAAUACUGCCACAGCACCAUAAGGUGCAUUUUAUUUAAACCUCUUUUUUUGGCUAACACAGUGGUUCAUAGAGUCAAAGUACAAUUGCUUCUAGCAGAGUAGUGACAUCUGCCCUACUUCACGUUGAACAUUUAAAAAAUGAUACAGGAUUUUGACACUUGUUGUUUGCCAAGUUGAAUGUCUCUGAGUUAAAAUGUUUUGAAAUUUGAACGAGAGCACGUUAUUAAGAGGGAGUGGCUAAUCAUCUCCUGUAUCAUUGCAGCUUCAAGCACAUUUAAUUCCAGGACUAAAUCUGAAUGCCUUGGGUCUCUUCCCACCUUCUUCUUCAGGGAUACCACCUCCCACAGUAGGUGUUGCUUCAGCUGCUGCUGCCUCUUCAUAUCCUCCAUUUGGGGUAAUUAUAUAUCUUCCUUUAUUGCAAGCACUUGGUUAUAGCUCUUCAUGUUUUGAAUCACUGGUACCUAUAGGUGAGAAUUGGGCUUAUCAUUGGAUUGUAACAGGGAGCUAGGUUGUACCUCACCAUGUGUUCUGAUCCAAGAUUCCAUUGAGCAGUAUACAAACAAGAAGGAAUGAAAAUUAUUCCAACAGACAUCAUAUGUAGGUGACUCACCUUUUGUAUUUUUGCAUAAUAAGGGCAUGCCCAGCCAUGUCCCCCAUGGAUCAGACAUUAGUGUUGAAUCCUGAGGUUGGUGUAUGUGAUUCCUUUCCCUAUACAUCUUGUUAAGCAAGGCAAAUGAUACAGGACUGCACAUCCCUCUAGUGUGCAGUGUAUAAAGUAAUGUGUAAAUUCAACACAAGAGGGAGUAGUAAGGGGAAGUGAAUAACUGAAACACCAUUAACAGAAUUAGCCAAGUCUUUGGACAGCACUGACACAUUUGCAUGUUUGGGAAAUUGGCAAUCUGCCCCUUGUGAAUGGGGUUGCAUUCCCUCUGAAGGAACAAGUGCAUCGCUUUCAGGUACUCCUGGGUACAUCUUUCUCACUAGAGGCCUCAGUGUCCUCUUUGGCUAGGAGUGCCUUUUACCAGCUUCAUACCACCAGCCUGACCGCUUUAGUCCAGGUGUUGGUAAUCUGAAGGCUGGAUUACUUUAAUGCACUCUAUGUGGGGCUGGUUUGUAAGUUCCAGCUGGUGCAGAAUGCAACAACCAGAUUGCUGAUGGGAGCUUCUGGUCAAGAAAAUGUGACACAAUUGUUAAAACUUCCUGUAUUAAUUUACAAAGCUCUGAUAAACUUAGGACCAGAGUAGCUCAGGGACUGCCAGAACCCUGAUAUCCCAGCUGGAUCACUGAGAUCAUCUGCAGGAGUGUCAAUUGUCUUUCCCCGACUUGGUGAGGUUCAUUUGAUAAUGAGAAACCGAACCUUUAAUGUCAUCAGCCCAGUCCUGUGAAAUACUCUGCCAAUAGAGAUUCAGCAGAUGCCUUCUGUGCCAACUUUCAGACGCCUGCUGAAAACUUUUCUAUUCUGUCAUGUCUUUGCAGGCAAUUAAAAGUAUAUCCUACCACCGUGGUUUACUGAUAUUUAUUUUUGAGUUGUUUUUAAAUUUUACUGUACAGUUUUAUGUUUUUACUGUUGUAAACCACUUUUAUAUAGCUUUAUGAUAUAGUGAUAUACUAAUAUUUUUAUAAAUAACUCAUACAUGUGAUUAUAGGCUGCCUUUUAGGGCAUAACCAUUCCAACCGUCAGCUUACAUAAUCCAAAAUACACUAGAAACAAGAAAAUGAAGAUAUUAUAAGAGCAACAUAUUUAUUUAUUUUUUAGGCCACAAUUGAAAUGUUAAUGCAACAGCAACAUGGAUUCUAUAAUAGAGGAGGGAAGAUAAACAAUGCAGUGAGAAGCCCUGCAUUAGAGCACACUCUAAUGUAACAGAAAGGGAUGGAACUACUAGUAUCAUUGGCAGUACAGAGGAGAAGCUAAUUGGGGCAUUAAGUUUAUUCCCCAAAGACAUCCUUUCUAAAGUCGCUUUGAUGGGAGGACAGCAACCGGCAUGGGAAGAGGGCCUGUCCCCUGGGCUGGAAAGGGAGUCUCCAAUUUCAUACCAUAGGAGGCAAAGUCUCAGUGCUCACUCCCAAAACAACUUCUGCCUUUGACAUAAGAGGCAGGUUCCAGCUAGACUGUGUUCUAGUGAGCUUGCCAAAAGAUGACAGGCACAUUUAAGAAAAGAAGAAAACUGGAGCGAGGCAGAAGAGGGAGCCAUCUAAAGAUGUUGUCUAGAACUAUGCAGAUAAUUUCAGCGUACCUGAUUUUGUCCGUUCAUGGGAAUGAGGGACAAAAUAGAAAUGUGCCAAAAUAGAGGGGGAAAUUUUCUAAAGUUUUGAGGUGUUAGGUGUAGCUUGCCCUAGUAAUUACUAAGACAAGGGAGGAAGCUUUUUCCCGCCCCCCAGCUUAAAAAAAGUGUUGCGUGUCAACUCCCACCAAACCACAUUCCACUUCUGGGUCAUGAUUCCAUGGAAAUUCUGGACCUGGAAUCCUGGAAGUGGAGUACAUCGCAGAGGCUUGGAAGGAGAUGGUGUGUGAUAUUUUCCUUUAAAAGGAGGAGAUAUAAAUGUCCCAUCUUGUUUAAAUAUAAACCAUCCCCAUCUCAGCCCUAGAAGGUAUUUUUAAGGAAAGCCACCACCAUCCUGAAAACCUCUGAGAAAUGUUAACCCAGAAAUCACCCUGGGGGCACAAAUGGUCACUCAAAAGAGGGGUGAUUUUCAGGACAGUGUUCAUGUUGCCACUCAAAAUGCUGUGCAGACAAGUAUUAACUGUGGCUUAGGCAUCUAGAAAUUUGCAUGUCCUGGAAGGCAUCUUAGUCCGCACUGUAAUCUCUUCGGAAGCUUUUCUUUUACAAUGACAGUCAACAUCACAUAAUAUCAAACAAGCUGAGCUAUUAAUGGGUGGUCUGGGCCUAUUGUGAUAGUUCUUCUCCCCUGCCCCCAGCAGUUGUCUCGUUUUUGCUCCAGUCCUAUUGGCACUCACCAUCAGAAUUGGCUAUUGGAGGAGCUUAGACCAAAGAGUUUCUACUAGUGCAUAAGUAUGCAUAUGGCGACAUAUGACAGGGAAACGUGGUGUUUCAUCCAAAGCUUUUAUUCCUCCACAGGAACCUUUGGAGCUAACAAAUUGUGAAAUUGUUUUAGCUAUGCUUAACAUAACUGAUUAUUUUAUAUGUGUUUACUUGCAAUAUUGUUUGUGCUUCUUUCAAUAUGUGAAUCAGAGCCUACACUAGUGCUCUAAGUUCUGUCACCACCAAGAAGUUUGUGUUUGGUUUUGUUCCCUGGAUUUUCUUUGUGUGCUUUGGUUUUCUGUUUUUAAAUAUAGCUGAAGCAUAAUACGUCUGCAUAAUCUGACUUCAGUAAAGAUAAUGAACUCAUUUUAUAAGAUUACUUCAGGAUGUAUUGGACAUAGUAACUGAGUCCAGAGGGGUAUCUCUUACAAUAAAUGACUGAAAAAACAAUUUGUUUCGUGCUACAUAUGGCUUUUCAAUAGAGGUAAUAAUGGAAUCGUGUAUUAACAGAAAGAUGUCAACCCAAUAUGUCAGACAUUGUAAAUCAUUGUGUAUUAAAUAGUAGAACACCUUAAUCAACCAGUUAUUCUUUAUAAAUCAGUCCAUGGGGUCAUGAAGAGUCGGACACGACUAAACGACUAAACAAAACAAAAGAUAGACAGAUACAUAACAAUGAAGUUAAAGUCCUUUUUUAAUGUUAUGGGACUGCUGCCAAGAGAAUCCAGGUGCUGCCCGCAAGAGACUUCAUUAGUAAUAAUAAAACAUUUUUAUUUAUACGCCACCCUACUGACAGGGUUGCCCCAGCUACUCUGGGCAGCUUCCAAUAAAUUUAAACAUCGAACAGAGUAAAAUAUCAGACAUUAAAAACUUUGCUAUAUAGGGCUGCUUUCAGAAGUCUUCUAAAAGUCAGAUAGUAGUUUAUUUCCUUGACAUCUGGUUGUAACCUUAAAGUUUGCCGCUGAUCAUGUAAUGCAAAUUUUUUUGCUACAUUACUCUUGUGAGUAGUUCUUAAAACACAAAAAUCUAGAGUUGCAUAUUUAGAAACCUGGUGCAUUUAAUCUUUCAGGUAGAAUGCAUUUCUUUGUUGUUUGAAAACAGCUACUCAGCCACACAGGGUGGUUGGAAAUAAGGCGUAUCUGUUUGCUUUCAGUUGGCAACUACAGCUUGAUUGCUACCGUUCAGAUGGUUCAUUGCCUGACCUUUCCCCCCACUUACCUAUUCCAGCAACAGCCAGAGUCUGAGACUGUUCAUCUGUUCAUCCCAGCCUUGGCAGUGGGUGCCAUUAUUGGCAAGCAGGGGCAACACAUCAAACAACUUUCUCGUUUUGCAGGUGCAUCUAUUAAGGUAAUAUUAAACUGAUCAACUUCGAAUAUCCCCAAUCUUUAUAACUGUCAGCAAGUUUCUGCAAGUUUUCUCUGUUCCUGCGUCUACCUUAGACACCCUGCUUUGACUGUAAAGCAGUAAAUGGUACUCUCUGCUUCAGAGACAAGAUAAUUGCAAACAUGUUUCUAGAAGUUCUUUGAGGGGUGAAAUAUAAGCUGUUAAACAAACCUGCCACCUUGGUGGGCUUGACUUUUUGUUCUUUAAGAUGGUUUAGACCUUUGGGCCAUGUUUUUUAAUUGAAGCUUAUUUUGCCAUAAUGUACAGAGCUGAAAAUGAGAUUUUAGUUAACAAACAUGAAAGCAAUUUAACUGUUGGGGUUUUCAUGUUGCUUCAAAUGUUUUUAGUUCAAAAUAAGACGAGCGUAUAGUUCGCCUGUGAGGUGAUUACAGUUUGGAAAAUCCACUCUCUAGAAUUAAGGCUGCAACCCUUAUUACCUGGGUGUAAGCCUUGUUGAAAUCAGUGGAGUUUCCUUUUGCAUGGGCAAGUAUAGGAUUGUGCUAUAAAUACAGUUCAUUAUCAACAAUUCUGAGUCUGCCUUGAUGGUUGAGCCAACAUAGCAGAGGGUAUGUGGGUAGGACUUGCAUUCACCUUUCUUGUUUUGAAGUAGGGAUAAGAGGUUAUUGGUUAGAAUUUUUCUCUGUUAAUGUUCAAAGGAUUUUUUCAGUGAUUGUGUCAUACAGUGUAUCUGACUAGUGAUCUUACCUCUUCAUACAUCAUUCUCCCUGUCUCUCUCUCUUCCUGCUCCACCCCCCAGUUCUGCUGGCGCUACUGAAAUUUUCCAUGAUCUCACCUCUCAGCUUUCUCCAGCUCCAUUUUCUAGGAAAUAUAGGCUUAGCCUAUAAUCACAAAUCCAUGGAUGGAGUAGUAAGAUUGACUGACAUCAGGAACACAUUAUUUCCCUUUUUAAAAGCAAUCACCAGUGGAUUUGUACCCUCAUAUAUGGGUUCACAAUUUGUAGGAAAACAUUAACACUAAUAUCCAUGCUUAAUGUUGCUAGUGCAUUUGUACUGGAACAGCAGGAUGGUGGUGGUUUUCAUUUAAAAACACCACCCUAUUAUUCAUCUCAUUGAAUAGUGAGGAGAGGGCAUCCAAGAAGUUCCUAAUCUGUCACUUCUUUUCUAGAUUGCACCUGCCGAAGGACCAGAUGCAAAGCUGAGAAUGGUGAUAAUCACUGGACCACCAGAGGCACAGUUCAAGGUAUAGUGUUCAGCAACUAUCUGGCUCUUGUGCUAUCUUGACUUUCAUUAAUUGUUUUAAGACAAAACAUGCAUAGUCAAGAGAAGGUGAAAAUCCUUCUGCCUCGUUGAGUAAGUUGCUUAUGUGUGAUGUUCCAUUUGUUGUUUAGUCGUGUCCAACUCUUCAUGACCCCAUGGACCAGAGCAUGCCAGGCACUCCUGUCUUCCGCUGCCACCUGCAGCUUGGUCAAAUUCAUGUUCAUAGCUUCAAGAACACUGUCCAACCAUCUCGUCCUGUUGUCCCCUUCUCCUUGUGCCCUCAAUCUUUCCCAACAUCAGGGAGUCUACUCUUCUCAUGAGGUGGCCAAAGUAUUGGAGCCUCAGCUUCAGGAUCUGUCCUUCCAGUGAGCACUCAGGGCUGAUUUCCAUAAGAAUUGAUAGGUUUGAUCUUUUUGCAGUUCAUGGGACUCUCAAGAGUCUCCUCCAGCACCAUAAUUCAAAAGCAUCAAUCCUUCGGCGAUCAGCCUUCUUUAUGGUCCAGCUCUCACUUCCAUACAUCACUAGUGGGAAAACCAUAGCUUUAACUAUACGGACCUUUGUUGGCAAGGUGAUGUCUCUGCUUUUUAAGGUUUGUCAUUGCUUUUCUCCCAAGAAGCAGGCGUCUUUUAAUUUUGUGGCUGCUGUCACCAUCUGCAGUGAUCAUGGAGCCCAAGAAAGUAAAAUCUCUCACUGCCUCCAUUUCUUCCCCUUCUAUUUGCCAGGAGGUGAUGGGACCAGUGGCCAUGAUCUUAGUUUUUUUGAUGUUGAGCUUCAGACCAUAUUUUGCGCUCUCCUCUUUCACCCUCAUUAAAAGGUUCUUUAAUUCCUCCUCACUUUCUGCCAUCAUGUUAAGCAUAAAAGCGUAUACCUGUUAACAUUUUUAAAUGUAGGUAGAAGAAACUAUGUGGCGACUGUUUUAAAUGCAGCCAAUCAGCAAAAUCAUGGUAGUGUUAUUUGCAGUCCUCAGUUCAAUUUGCUCCUUCGCAGAAACAGUACUUCCAUGUCUCUCUGCACUGUGCUUCCAUAACUGCAAAUUCAAUGCUCCUGGUGUGGUUUAGGGGUUUUCUUUUUCUUUCUCCUAAUAGUUAGUUCCACCCUCUUCUAGUCACCACCAGAAGCUUGUACAUUCUCAUCCUGAUGUCAUUUGUGUCAGGUGCCAAAAUGUAAAAUGAUGGUAUGAAUUUAUCAAAACUGUAAUUUAAUUAUUUUGAACAUAAUCUUCAGAUUUGUUUCUACCAUUAUGCCUACUGCUGAUAACAUGGAAUUAGAAAGGAAGCAUAAUCUUUUCUGUAGCUUCAUGGGGUUGGUAUGUAGGGCUGAAUUUAGUGCCAGACUGAUUUGAUUGGCAUAUAUUUUAUUUUAAAGGCCCAAGGAAGAAUCUAUGGGAAACUUAAGGAAGAAAAUUUCUUUGGACCUAAGGAAGAAGUGAAACUUGAAGCUCAUAUAAAAGUGCCGUCCUAUGCUGCUGGUAGAGUUAUUGGUAAAGGAGGCAAAACGGCAAGUAGCUGACGAAAAGUUGACUAAUAAACCAAUUAUUUUAAAAAACAACAACCCAACAACCCCAAUUUAUAUUAUAAAACAUGGUACAGCAGUGCAGUGAUUGUACAAUUUGUUUUACACAGGUAAACGAGCUUCAGAAUUUGACAAGUGCCGAAGUUGUAGUUCCUCGUGACCAGACGCCAGAUGAAAAUGAUCAGGUGGUUGUGAAAAUUACUGGCCAUUUCUAUGCAUGCCAGGUACGUGUAAACAGAGGCCUUCAAUUUUUUCAGUGAUGUACCCCAAAGACAAGAAUAGAAAUGUAGUUAUAAAUGAGCUGGCAUGAAAUUUUCCCUUGAACCCAUUGAAAUGUCACUGUUAUCUUUGUAGUCCUGACAAGAAAACAAGGGGGAAAUACUGUUACUAGUUCAACUAUCAAUAAAUACUGGAUUAUUUUAAAUUGUGGGAUUCUCUCCCCUUGCUUCCUGCCUUUUGGUGAGCAGCAAAAACUCAUUUUUACACAUUUACUGUGUAAGUUAAUGAUUUUUAUGUGGCUGGUUUUAUAUAUGUACUGGUAUAUUUAAUUAGCUGUUGAGAGAGAACAUUUUAAUGGUUUAAUCGUUGUAGCAGCAUUUUUCAGGGACCAAAUGUGCUAUCUGCUGUGCACAUUUAUAAUUGCAGUCGUCUUUAUUUUGAAGGUAUUUACAGUUGCAAAUGCAUUUGAAUAACAUAAUGGGGGGGGGCAGGGAGAAAGAGAUGAGAAAGCAAGCAGUACGAAAGUCAACCUAACAUGACAGGUGAUGGUUGGAAUUUUGUUAACUCUCUGCAGCUUGCCCAGCGAAAAAUUCAGGAAAUUCUGGCUCAGGUAAGAAGGCAGCAGCAGCAACAAAAGACAGCGCAAAGUGGACAGCCACAGCAGAGACGGAAAUAAAGGUUUAGGAAAAGACCCUUCGGAGACAGAUGCCAGACCAAAGAGAGAGACUGUAACGGACAGGUUCUGGGCACCUGUUGGAAUGAUAUGCAGAUGUUUCACAAAGCCAGUCACUUGUUUGAGGACCAGGCCACAGUUGGCAUGCUGUCUCUGAGAAUGUAUUCUUUAGGCUCUCUUACUUUUGAAACCCAGCUUUAAACUUAAGGACCCCUUCACUUCCCUUUUGUUCUAUUCCUCACAGUUUAACAUAAACUUGUUAGUCUUCUUUUAUUGUUCUUGCUAUUUC
Molecule: messenger RNA, 70505 nt
Organism: Podarcis lilfordi (Lilford's wall lizard)
Lineage: Eukaryota; Metazoa; Chordata; Lepidosauria; Squamata; Lacertidae
Source: the annotation of a GenBank genome assembly